Molecule: messenger RNA, 57302 nt
Organism: Podarcis lilfordi (Lilford's wall lizard)
Lineage: Eukaryota; Metazoa; Chordata; Lepidosauria; Squamata; Lacertidae
Source: the annotation of a GenBank genome assembly
GAGCGGGGUCUCGCGGUGCCGCGAGGGAAACCCCGAGCGGGGGCGAGAGGCCGGAGCCCAGAGCUGGCGGCGACUUGGAGGCCAAUUGGCGAGGCGAGGAAGGCAGCGCUCUCUCGCUCGCUCCCUCCACUGGAAUGCUCUCCUCUGAGGAGAGCAGGCGAGCUGCGUCCGGCUCGCCGCCGCUCUCCUCCGGCCGGAGAGCAGCGGGCUCUUCGAGGCGCCUCUUCCCGCCCUGAAGCCCCUUCUCUUCCUCCGGACUCCCACCCCACCCCACCGACUUCCCAUCUCCCGGCCAUUCCUGAGGACGGGCGCCCAAGCUUCUCCUCCAGCUCUCCGCGCCUCGCGCUCUCUCUCGCGCGCCCUCUUCUCCUGGGCGCGCGUUUGUUUUGCCCGUGACGGCGGCGAGGCACCGGAGCGGACUUUGGCAAGGCGAGGGGCCGCCCUUGCGGCGAGCGGGCAGCGGCGGCGAGCCCCCGAGGGCAGCCUUGGCGCUUAUCUGCUCCGAGGAGCGAGGCAGGCGCGGCCGUGGGCAGGGUCUCCGGGGAGCCGGCGGCAGCUUUAUAAGCCGGCGCUCUUCGCGGGGACGGCCUCGUCUGGCGCCGAGAUGCCUCCUGUCACCACCUUCCUGCUGCUGCUCUUCCUCGGCGGCGGCGGCGGAGGGGCGCUCGCCCUGGAGGACCCCCUCAUGCCCGGAGAAUACAACCACACCGAGGAGGGAGCCGUGCACUUCGCCCAGGACUACAACAGCACCGGCGAGACGGUCUUCUUCGAGAGCGUCUCCGCCAGCUGGAAUUACAACACCAACCUGACAGACUUCAACUCCCAGCAGCAGGUAAGCUCCGGCCGCCCAAGCAGACACCUGAGAGGCGAAGCCCCUGCCCAGCCUCAGCCGCAGCAAGCAGCAAGUGCAUCUUUCUCACUUUUCUGCGUCUUUCCUUUGGCCCUCCUUCUGUAACUUUGACACUUGAGCCAAGCUGAAAGGUCACAGCGCCAGCCUGGGCAAACAGGGGUGCCAACUUGAAUAAAUUAUUGUGGGGCCCCCCAGGUAAGCAUAGGCAACCACAUGACACUAUUUGAAUGGCAACGCCCAUCAACUUUGUGGGGGUCAGCCCCCUCAAAUGUUUUAUUGUGGGGGGAACAGAAGCCCCCACAGCCCUUAGGAGUUGGCUCCUAUGGGGCAAAAUAUCCACCUUCAGUUGGGCCUAAAGCUCUCCUUCUGCCCCAUAGGGGACAACUCCUAGGGGCCGAGGACCCUUUGGUCACCCCCCCAUAAAAUAUUUGAGGGGGUCGCCCCUCCAAAGUUGAUGGGUGUUGCCGUUCAAAUGGUACACAUGCGCCAUGUCAUGUGAUCAGUUCUGCAGGCGGAGCUUACCUGUCCGUCCCCCCCCCCCCAAUAUUUUAUUCAAGUUGACAUCCCUGUUCCACCCUGCCACAGUGAACGCAGCAGUUUAUCUCCUUAUCAGUUGCCUCUGAUGCCAAACUGCCAACAUAUAUGUGUGUUUGUGUGUAAAUUAAAUAUAAUUUACAGUAUAUUAUUGUCACGGAAUAAUAUCUGUUGCUUCUAACUUCAGGACCCUGGAGCAAAUUCUGGAUCUUGAGCAAAGCCUGGACUAGCCUGGGGUUUCCCUGUCUUGAUGUUUCCCCCCGCUGCCAUCCGAUCUGACCCCGUCUUGUUCAUUUUAACAUAGAGUCAGACGUUCCCUGCAGUGGGCUUUUCUGGUAGCCUUUAUAUCCUACAGUACCUUUUGGGAGUACUGCCAUGACAUUAAAGAUAAUCAGCUGUGGUAGUCAACAUUUAUUUUUGUAUGCCCUGCCUUUGUAUGUUAUUUCUCCUCCUUGUGAUGCUGUUGGUGUUCCAUUUUGCAGACGGAGAAACUGAGACAGGUUUCCCUGAGGGUGCUUGUUGUUGUUGUUUAGUCGUUUAGUCAUGUCUGACUCUUCGUGACCCCAUGGACCAGAGCAUUCCAGGCACUCCUGUCUUCCACUGCCUCCCGCAGUUUGGUCAAACUCAUGCUGGUAGCUUCGAGAACACUGUCCAACCAUCUCGUCCUCUGUCGUCCCCUUCUCCUUGUGCCCUCCAUCUUUCCCAACAUCAGGGUCUUUUCCAGGGAGUCUUCUCUUCUCAUGAGGUGGCUAAAGUAUUGUAGCCUCAGCUUCAGGAUCUGUCCUUCCAGUGAGCACUCAGGGCUGAUUUCCUUAAUGACCCCCAAACUGAGAAGUCAGAAAACGCAGCGAUGGAGACCUGUGGACACAGUUACACCUUCAAAGCUCAUUCGGAGCUCCUUGUUUCCCUCAAAGAAUUAUGGGCGCUGUAGUUUCUCCCUCACAGAGUUACAAUUCCCAGCAGUGCUUAGCAAACUACAGCGCCCAGAAUUAUUUGAGGGGGUGGCUGUACUUCAAGCACCGUUUAACGGUAUCGUGCGUUCUUGGUGCGCAGCUAUUGUUCCCCCCACUCGCUGCCUGAAGUCCCACGCAGAAUUUGAUUCCUCCUACUGAGGCGUUGAUCUCUUGUGGCUUCUUCUCUUCCUGGGCUGAGCCUGCAUUGGAAUGAGGUGGUGAGGGAUUGUGGGGGAGAGUGUAAAAACCAGUAAGCCAGGUAAUUUGGUUAGAAUACCUCUCUAUCCAAUGGAGAACUAAUUAGUGAUAUACAUUACUAUAAAAUAUUGUGGAGAGGGGAAGAUGUCCCACAAGUUUAGAUAGAAGUUUGGGUGCUGAGGGGAGAUGAUAAGGGCUGGUGGUUAAAUGGACCCUGCAUGAACUGGGGUGUGCUCUGGUCCAUGGGGUCACAAAGAGUUGGCGCUGUGGGUUAAACCACAGAGCCUAGGACAUGCCGAUCAGAAGGUUGGCGGUUCAAAUCCCCGUGACAGGGUGAGCUCCCGUCCCUCGGUCCCAGCUCCUGCCCACCUAGCAGUUCGAAAGCACGUCAAAGUGCAAGUAGAUAAAUAGGUACCGCUCCCGCGGGAAGGUGAACGGCGUUUCCGUGUGCUGCUCUGGUUCGCCAGAAGCGGCUUAGUGCUGCUGGCCACAUGACCCAGAAGCUGUCUGCGGACAAACGCCGGCUCCCUCGGCCAAUAAAGCAAGAUGAGGGCCGCAACCCCAGAGUCGGUCACGACUGGACCUAAUGGUCAGGGGUCCCUUUACCUUUACCUUUACCUCUCUAUCUAAUUGAGAACUAAUUGGUGAUAUUCAUUACUAUAAAAUAUUGUUGAGAGAGAGGAUGUUUAGAUAGAAGUUUGGGUGCUUAGGGGAGAUGAUAAGGGCUGGUGGUUAAAUGGAACCUGCAUGAACUGGGGCGUGCUCUGGUCCAUGGGGCCACGAAGAGUCGGACACGACUAAACAACAGCAAUCCCUGUUCAUCCUGCCGCAUCUCAAAAAAGCACAUUGUAGGGCUGGAAAAGGUGCAGAAACGAGGAACCAGAAUGAUUGGUUGUGGUUCACUUCUCCAGUGAAGAAUGGUUGCAAGAGCGGUGACUUCCUUCCGUUUAGGAAGCAGGGGAUUUAAGGACAGGCAUAUAUAGAGGGUUCCAUAAGUCUGCGUGGUGUGGAGAAAAUGGACGGAGAUAGGAUUUCCUCCCUCUUUCAUAAUGCUAGAACUUCGGGCCGUCCAGUGAAGCUGCUUAGUGGGAGAUUUAAGAGAAAGAAGAGGAGUCUGCCUAUCUGAACUGCGGAACUCAUUGCCACAAGAUGUGUUGGCUGUCAGCUUUAGGUGGCUUUAAAAGGGGGGUUAGACAAGGGUGAUAAGGCUAUCUAUGACUGCCUCCUCCAGGACCCAAGGCAGCAGGGCCAUAAUUUGUAUCUUGGCAUCUGGAGCAAACAAUAUGAAAUACUUAUUUAUUUAUUACAUUUCUAUCUAGUGUUUCCUCCAAGGAGCUCAAGAUGGUGUACAUAAUUCUCCUCCCCAUUUUAUCCUUACAGCAAUCCUGUGAUGUAGGUUAGACUGAGAGUGAGUGACUGGUCGAAGGUCAUUCAAUGACCUUCAUGGUUUGGGUGUGUGUUUGUGUGCAGAUUUGAAUCUUGGUGUUCCAGGUCCUAGUCUGAUGCUUUAACUCAGGCAUGUCCAAAGUCCAUCGCAGGGGCCUAAUCCAGCUCGCCGGUUGGUUUAAUCUGGCUCCUGUGGCAGUUUAUUUUCUGUGGUAAAAUCCUAAAAAACCCCUCAACAACAUCAAUCCUAAAAAAAGGUCAACAACUUUGGCUGGCCCUUUGGUUGGCCCUCAUGGCCCUUCACUUCAUCAAAUCUGUCCCUCUUUGGAAAAAGUUUGGACACCACUGCUUUAACAACUACAUUAUACCAGCUCUUCUGUCCCUAAGCCAACCGCAAAUUUUACAACAUAAAACAUUAACAGCAGCUGCAACAAAAUGAUAAACAAGUAAAUCCAUGUAAUGUAGACUAUUUAAUAAUAUAUGACAGUAUUACUAGAAUAAAUCAGAAAAUGGAAAAUGGAAUGUAUGCUUAUUAGAUCUCACAGAACACUAAAAAGAAUAUGAAAAAAAAUCACAAUAUUAUACAGAUUUAUUUAGGAUGUAACCCUCCAAGGUUUAAUUGCAGGGGGGGAAAUGAUCACUUGGCUGAAAUUUAUUUGUUCUGCAAUUUCAUGUUCAACUGAAAAGAUUGUCAUAUUUGAUCUCAGGUAAAGGUAAAGGGACCCCUGACCAUUAGAUCCAGUCGUGGCUGACUGUGGGGUUGCGGUGCUCAUCUCGCUUUAUUGGCUGAGGGAGCUGGCGUACAGCUUCCAGGUCAUGUGGCCAGCAUGACUAAGCCGCUUCUGGCAAACCAGAGCAGCGCAUGGAAACGCCGUUUACCUUCCCGCCAGAGCGGUACCUAUUUAUCUACUUACACUUCGUGCUUUCGAAUGGCUAGGUUGGCAGGAGCAGGGACCAAGCAACGGGAGCUCACCCUGUUGCGGGGAUUCAAACUGCCGACCUUCUGAUCGGCAAGCCCUAGGCUCUGUGGCUUAACCCACAGCACCACCCACAUCCCUUUGAUCUCAGGUAGGUUUUAAUUAAUUCUCCCUUGCUGAAGCUCCAUUCACAGAAUGCUACCAUAAUGUUUACACAGCUGCCACUAACUUGAGUGGUACACAUUAUUAUUUUUCUUGCAGCGACACCUCACCCCCAACCACAAUAAUAUUUAGUACUGCCCAUUACCAAUGAUUUCGACUAACACAUUAUUAAAAGAAACAAAUGCUAUUUUUGUUAACGUAUGUGUGUACGAUGUUGAAUUACUUUGCAGAGUUAGCACAUCUUUUAUUUGUAUUAUAAAAUUUAUAUACUGCUUGAUUGUAAGGAAAAAAGAAAAAACUAAAGACCUCAGAGCAGUUUAUAAAAAAAGAAAAGCUGGCUGCAUAUCAAAUAGUUGUUGCCUUAAUUCAAAGCAACCACACUCAGACUUUAAGACUGAAAGAUAAGAAAGUUUAUUAUAAGUAAUACAUAAUUGGAUGAUGAAGACUUCCUGUUCUAACUAAGUUGGAAAUGCAGAGGAGCCGUGCUUGCCCUUUGACCUCUGCAGGAGAAAGUGUUCCUUCACACAGCACACAGUUCAGCUCAACUCCCACGGGAGGCAAUGAUUGCCACCAACCUGAGCAGGUUUGAAAGAGAACUGGAGGAAUUCAUGGAGGAAGAAGAAGAGUUUGGAUUUGAUAUCCCACUUUAUCACUACCCUAAGGAGUCUCAAAGCGGCUAACAAUCUCCUUUCCCUUCCUCCCCCACAACAAACACUCUGUGAGGUGAGUGGGGCUGAGAGACUUCAGAGAAGUGUGACUAGCCCAAGGUCACCCAGCAGCUCCAUGUGGAGGAGCAGGGAAUCGAACCCGGUUCACCAGAUUAUGAGUCUACCGCUCUUAACCACUACACCACACUGGCUAUCAGUUGGUGCUAGCUUUGGCAGCUAUGCCGUGCGUCCGCAGUCGAAGGUAGUAUGCUUCAGAAAUGAAAACCAGUUGCUAGAAACCACACAAAGGGAAAGUGCUCUUGGUUUCCCACAGGCAUCUUGUUGGCCACCGUGAGAACAAAAUGCUGUGGUCUUUGGGCUCAUCCAGCAGGCUGGUCUUAUGUUCUUAUGAGAGAGGCACAAGAAGAUAUCCUCCUCUUUCUUGACUUCAGAAGUACGAGCAGGGAAGCAAGUUAGGGCAGCAACCCUAAAAACACCAGUCUAGGAUCAAACGAGAGGUCAGCACUGGCAAAGGGCAGUGAGGUUGUCUAGGGAGCUGGGAGGUACACCCCUCUAUCUCCUUUCUCCCCAUGCAAACCCCACCAGCAUUAGGUACAAGCUGAGUUGCAUCCCAACCGUUUCAACAUAGACACCUUAAAGUUAUCAUGAUUAUGGUGGCCCCUUGAAUCAAGGGCCACAUUCACCCCAUCUUUUCUUCCAACCCUGCAAAGCAGAACCUGAUUCUGGGAUGGUGUUACUUCUCAGGGUGGACCCUGAUUCCAAAUACAAGCUUCUGGAAAACAACAGCAGGAGGAAGCUGUUGCUCUUGUGUCCUGUUUGUGAGCUUCCUGUGGGCAUCUGCUUGGCCACCUAGUAGAAGGAACAAGUUGGGUGAGAUCAAGAUGGGCUCUUGUUAUGCUCUCUAGUGUGCUGUUUGUGGGCUGCCUAGACAGAUCUGUCUGACCACUGUGGAAUAAAGGUAAAGGUAAAGGGACCCCUGACCAUUAGGUCCGGUCGUGGCCGACUCUGGGGUUGCGGCGCUCAUCUCGCUUUAUUAGCUGAGGGAGCUGGGGUACAGCUUCCGGGUCAUGUGGCCAGCAUGACUAAGCCGCUUCUGGCGAACCAGAGCAGCGCACGGAAACGCCGUUUACCUUCCCGCCGGAGUGGUACCUAUUUAUCUACUUGCACCUUGACGUGCUUUCGAACUGCUAGGUUGGCAGGAGCAGGGACCGAGCAACGGGAGCUCACCCCGUCACGGGGAUUCGAACCGCCAACCUUCUGAUCAGCAAGCCCUAGGCUCAGUAGUUUAACCCACACAAGAUACUAAAUAAGAAGGGCUCUUACAUUUGGUCUGCAAGGUUUAGCCCUAUGUUCUUACUCAAGUGAGCAUGCCAGCCAGGCAAGCUGGUGCAAGCAAAGGGCAUGUAGUGUGAAGUCAAAUGGUAUGGCAUCACUGGGCUGUAUUUUCCACCCUGUUCUUCUUCUCCAAGCUGUGGCUGGAAGGUCUGUGUCCAAGGGGAGCAGGUCAUGAGUGACGAGGAAGUUUUGCCACAUACUAAAAGCAAAUUUCUGUUUUUGAUAUCUUAGCCUUCUGUUCCAGGUUAAUUAAUCCAGAGUGCCCCCACAAGUCAAAUUUAGUUCUCGUGGUUGGUAAUGCAGAUUUGAAAGUGCACUCUGUGCAAAAAGCAAAGAUGUCCUCAGAAAAGAUUAAACAUUAAACAGCAGCAGCAGCCUGCUUUGUGGGCCGUUGCAGUUGAUUGCCAGCAUGGAGGUGGCAGUCUGAGAAUUGCUGCAAAUGUCUGGCUCCUAGCCUACCUCUUCUGAACUCUUUGCAGCCUCCUCUCUUGAUGUACAAGCGCAGGAAGGGAACUUCCUUCAAUGUUAGCGCUCACAAUGAAGAACGAACUGUUUCCAGCUUGCAUACAGGAUCUAGGAGCUAACAGAGGAAGAGAGUGUUUGUGUGUUUUAACGGGACAGCAAAGUGACAUGGCUUGCCAAAGAACAAAUAGAAGUGAGGGCUGGUGGCGUAUACAUUUUCCAGGCAUGCCCUUCCAACAAGUCUAGAUAGUCUAGAGCUGUUUCUUGCACAGUGACUGCACUUCCAGUGCUGGGCUUUUAAUCCACGUUCCCACAAUGAUAUUCAAAGUGCAUAUGUAUUCUGUUCUUUGUUAUAAGGUACUACUGUUUGAUGCGCAUUUGGUUGUUUCUCAAAACAGCUUCGUCCUGUCUGCAGUCCAUAAGCCAUUCCUAAUUUGUCUCUUCGACGUGGGUGGCGCUGUGAGUUAAACCACAGAGCCAAUCAGAAGGUUGGCGGUUCGAAUCCCCGCGACAGGAUGAGCUCCCGCCGCUUGGUCCCUGCUCCUGCCAACCUAGCAGUUUGAAAGCACAUCAAAGUGCAAGUAGAUAAACAGGCGGGAAGGUAAACGGCGUUUCCGUGCACUGCUCUGGUUCGCCAGAAGCAGCUUAGUCAUGCUGGCGGAAGCUGUAUGCCAGCUCCCUCGGCCAAUAAAGCAAGAUGAGCGCCGCAACACCAGAGUUGGUCAUGACUGGACCUAAUGGUCAGGGGUCCCUUUACCUUUACCUUUAAUUUUUCUCUAGCCAACUUUGUACAGGGCAAAGAGACAUCCCUGCACAUCAAGACCCCUCGGUGUGUUCACUGUGCUCUAAAGUUGUAAUGUGAACACAUGCCUUUUGACUGCUUUGUGCAGUGGGCAGAAGAUGAGGUGGACUUUUCCUUCCCUGUAUGUCUUUUGUGGAUAUUUUCUGCUCACACAAAGGGCAAAGGAAUUGAUGUUGCAGGGAAGCUAGGAGAGGCCAGGUGGCAUGCAAAGGGGCUAGCCAAGAAGAGAGAGGCUAAGCAAGAAUGGAAGGUGUUGGAAACAUGGAGAAGGUUUAAAUGUCGAAUCCCGGUACGGUAGAGUAUCGUCAAUAGCGUUAGCUGGGAAACUGACAUGCCAACCCAAAACUGCCAGAGGAAAUACUAGUCCCUUAAAGGUAAAGGUAAAGGGGUAAAGAGACCCCUGACCAUUAGGUCCAGUAACGGACGACUCUGGGGUUGCGGUGCUCAUCUCGCUUUAUUGGCCGAGGGAGCCGGCGUACAGCUUCCAGGUCAUGUGGCCAGCAUGACUAAGCCGCUUCUGGCGAACCAGAGCAGUGCAUGGAAACGCCAUUUACCUUCCUGAUGGAGCGGUACCUAUUUAUCUACUUGCACUUUGACGUGCUUUCAAACUGCUAGGUUGGCAGGAGCAGGGACCGAGCAACGGGAGCUCACCCCGUCGCGGGGAUUCGAACCGCCGACCUUCAGAUCGGCAAGUCCUAGGCUCUGUGGUUUAACUACAGCACCACCCGCGUCCCUUUUAUUUUAUAAUAAAAUAAAAAUUUAGUCCCUUAUUAUUUUAUACUAAUUUUGUAAAAAAACAAGAAUGUGACAGAAAUCCUCCCACGGCAUAUGUAAGAAUGUGACAAGACCUUUUGGAAUAAUUUUUGAAAUGUUUAUCACAAGAUUUUGUACAUGCUGGUACACUGACCAGGAUGUGUUUGUAAUUUGUUGUUAUAUGAGUUCCUUAGUUUAUUCUUCUUGUUAUUCGAAAAACAAGGGGGGAAACCCCUUAUUUAAAAAGAAGAGAGAUGCUAGAAGACUUAAGGAUUUGGGAUGGGGCCAGGGGUAUUAGUAGUGCUAUUUUGCUAGCAAAAGAAGUGCCAGAACUCAUCAUCAGAACGCCUGCCUUGUUCUCUUAUAAUAGCAAUGGCACCCACCUGAGAGGUGCCGGAACUGAGUUCCGGAGAGUUCCAGCUGAAAAAAAGCCCUGGGUAUUUGUCAAUGAAAAGGUUGUCAUGGACCCCAGCAGAGACUGACGGCCAGUGUGGAUGUGUGGUGGAGUCCAAUGGCAAGACCGUGUGUGUGUGUGACUGAGCAUCAGUUUUUAUCUUGCUCUUCUUGCAGGAUGUUGGAGACAGGCACAACAAGAAGUAGUGCAGAAAGAGAUCCCUCAGAUUUUUGAGAUGACGUUUCAUAUUUGAGGUCAGGAACUAGUUUCCUCCCCAGAUGUGAUAAAUAUUUUGCCUCCCCACCCCACCCCAACCCUAAGCUUUAUCUGUGGCACUUGUGUGCUACACACAGGACACAGCACUCUCAGCUAAAGCUGCACAGAUUCCUGCAAUGGGAAAAUGUUUUCUCAUUGAAAUCAGUGAGACCUGAAAGUAACUAACAACAGGUGCGUUGUGACAGAUGAGGUUAAAUAGCAUCCUCUUCCCCCUCCCUCUGUCUGGCAGGACACCUGUUUUAUACACUAAACAAGCUGCAGUCAGACAGGGCCAAAAUACUUCUGACCAUUGUAUGACCUUCCACCAUCUUGCUCAACAAAGUACUAAGGGCCCCAAUAAACAUCUUUAUGUGGCUUUUGUGAACUUUAGCUAUGGCAUGUGAUUCAGCUGAGAGAAAUCACUUAUGUUGCAAGUUGGGUAACACUAAUAUAGAUAACUGCCUAUUGGCAGAACCCCAGAUAGUUACAUGUCAAGAGUAGAAAAAGCAAGUUUCCUCGCUAUCACAAGACUCUUGGAGAGACAAAGAAAUGGAAUGCUAAUUUAUUUAUGGUAAAUAUUUCUAAGCCAUACUUUCAUGACAGUACAGCAAAAAAAUCAAUAAAUGAUGGUUGGUUAAAAAAAGGGGACGGGGAAUUCACAUUGUGAUGGUUAAUCUAAGGUUACCAGAUGUCCCCGUUUCCCGGAUUUACAUAUCAGUCCCCAUACAAAAUCUAUUGAAGUUGAAAAGUGUCCCCAGAUUCAUUGAAAAAAAUCUGGUACCCUUAGGUUAAUCAUAGCUAAUAUGGUUAAACAAACUAAUAUAAUAAGGGUCAGAGAAGGCAGGCAACAGAAUAAUAAUUUUGUUCAUUUUAUUCUGGAAUAACAAAAUACAGGAUGCAGUUAACGCACACACCUUGAAAUGUAGAUUACCUUACUUUAAACUUAGCAAGUUACACACGAUGUCAUUUUUUGGGGGGUGGUAUGUUUGCACUAAAAUUGAUGUGAUUUUUAGUAGAAUCAUUUUGUAUAACCAAUUUAUAACUGUUAUGCAAAUUUGGGGAAGUAAUGAAAAUUUCAGUAUAUCACUUCCAGCCUUUAAGGGAACUUAAUGGAAAAAAUAUAGAUGGAAGCAAAAUAAAUGAUUCAGGUUUUGUUUAGGGCAGGAAAAUGGGCUGGGAUGAUUUGCAAAUUAUGAAUUUGGAAUCUCUACAGAAUUUUUUUUGAAGACAGUUUCCUCUCUUAGUCCUUCAUCAACUCUUAUUUAUGCAGAAGUUGCACUUUAACUGUGGUCCAAGUCCAGAAUGCUAUAAUUAACUCUUUUUUAAAUUCUGAAACUCUUCCAAUAGAUAUCUUUCUAAAUGUUAUCUUCAGACACAAUAAGAGACUUGCUCUAUUUGGUCACCCUUAAUGCAGAUGUUAAACUCAAAGAUAAAAUUUCUUUUAAAAGAAAGCACGUUGUCUGUUAGAGCAAUAAUUUCAAGUUCAAAAAUUUCCUGAUGAUUUUUGAUGUAUAUAAAUGAUGAUAUUUGCUUCAUAUUUGUUUCAUCUUUUCCUAUUUUUUAUAAUAUUUUUUAUUAGUUUUCAAUUACAGUGGUACCUUGGUUUUUGAACAGAAUGCGUUUUGGGUGUCUGUUCGACUCCUGGGACCGUUUGAAAACCAAAGCGUGGCUUCUGAUUGGCUGCAGGAGCGUCCUGCAGCUAAUUGGAAGCCGCGCUGGACAUUCGGCUUCUGAAAAUCAUUCGAAAACCAGAACACUCACUUCUAGGUUUCAGUCGUUCAGGAGCCGAUUUGUUCGAGAACCAAGGCAUUCGGCUUCCAAGGUACGACUGUACAGUCCAAUAAUAGCCUAAUUAUAACAAUACCAAUUUAUAAUACAAUUAUUAAUACCAAUUCAGAGCUAAAGAGCGGGUUUUCCCUAGGAAAGGAGCAGAGCAAGGGGAAAACCACUUGGACCUGGGCCUAGAAAGCAUGAGUCAAACGCAAACUGCUUGGACCCACGCUUUCUAGGCAUGGGUCAAGCGGAAGUGUAGGUGAGCCCUAGUCUUGACUUCCAAUUGCAGGACGUGGCUUGAGUCAUUUUAUGGAGCCAUCUGAAGCUAUUUGGUCUGCAAUCUGCUUUCUGUUGGGUUCAUGCUCUCUGCUUAUGGUGAAUUGUGGUGUGGAUUGCCAGUAAGCAAAUCUGUGGGGUGGAUGAACUGGUCACAUCUGGUGCCGCCCCCCAAGACCUUUCCAGCCCUGCCAGUCAACUCUAGAUCACCUAUUUAUGAAUCCAGAUUUCUCUCCUCACUUUAAGUGGCUACAGUUUGUGACUGUGAUCAUGUUUUAUUUAUUUUGCUCUCAGGCACUGAAGACAGUUUACACUGAUUGGGGAUUUAGACUGUUUUGAGGCAGUGUAGCCAGUUUUAUACUAACUACAGAGCGAGCUGAUGGCAUCAUGCUGUACCAGUGCUCCCAUUGGGGAUUAAAAUAAGGCAAGGUGGCCCUGUCAGAGAUUGGUGGGGAAGCUGUAAAUAAAGGCUAAUGAGGUAUAAGAUUAGGCAUCGCCAUUGUGAAGUCUAUAUUUCUAGCCCAUCAGAUGGUUGCAGGCAAAGUAACUCUACAGAUAAUAAAGGCAACUGAGAUUGGCUUUAUUAAAUAUAUUUCAAGACAACAGUCUGGAUUAAUACGAUACGAUUAUCUUUAUUGUCAUUGUCCCAUACAGAACAACGAAACUUGAAAAAUCUACAUCAGACAUUCAAAAACCAACAAGCCUGCUAUCCCAGCUAUCCCAACCUGGUUAGCCCCCUAAAAACUCUGAUACCCCAUUUUUAAAUACAAUGUACUCCCAUAGAGACUCCUUAUACUGCGUUUAAAACCAAAGUCCCAUUUGGGUAGAAACUGUUUCUCAGGCGGCUAGUCCUAGUCUUUAUAACCCUGUACCUUCUUCCAGAAGGCAGAAGCUGAAAGAGAUCAUUUCUGGGGUGCGCACUAUCCUGCGCUAUAUGUGCAGCUUUCUUAUGGCACCUGGAAGCAUAGAUUUGAUCCAAGGUGGGAAGAGUGCACCCAGUUAUUCUCUCCGCAGUCUUUACAACCCUGGACAGCAUUGUUUUUUCCUUGACUGUGCAGCUCCCAAACCACACACACAAACCAUAAGUUAAUACACUCUCAACAGUACAAUGGUAAAAUGCCAUCAAUCAAAUAAAGAAUUAAUAAACCAUUUAUUAUAAGAGGUGAGAUGCAACACAACCAGACAUCGGGAAGACCUUUCUGGCACAAAGAUAGGCCAGUCUGGGAAACCGCCGACCUUGAGAGAAUAGCAAAUAAGAUAUGGUUGACACAUAGAUAGAUCUAUGUGUGGGUUAAUUUCACAACAUAUGCCAGUACUUCAGGAAAUGAACAAUCCACGCAUCAGUGUUUGGCUCAACAUGGUUGAUCUACAUUUAUAUUCAAACAUAUAUAUAGUGUUGUUCUACUAAUGAACACAGGAAGUGGGUUCAAAGUGAAGAUUAAUUUAUCUUCACCUUGAACCCACUUCCUGUGUUUGUGAGUAGAACAACACUUUAUAUUGCUUCAUUGGUAACCUAAUAGGAAAAAUGACUAUUACUCAUACUUAACCUAAGCACAACCAUAAGUGCUCCUGAUCAGGCAUUCAGCUAUGCGAUGUUGAAUGUUAUUUGUUAACUCUGUUCUAUCCUGCUUCCCCUUUGUUUUGUUGUUUUUUUGUUUAAACCAAUUCAUGAACCAAAAACUUCUGUGUUGGCCACUGAUGAUGAACCAUAUGUUGUAGAUAUUACUGACAUUUUAUUGUGCUGUUUUUGCGAUACGCAAACAACAUGAGAGGACUUGGGACUGUUGAGGGGGAAUACAGUUGCAGGCACAAUCUUGAUAAAGGCCGCAACCAGGAGCAAAGGGCUAAAGCCCUCUACCCUCAAAACUAGGGUCCUAAUCCAGAUUAUCUUGGACCAUUUGUGUCCUAGCACCCAAAAAAUAAAUAUAUUUUUAAGGCACAGCUACACGGCCCAGAUACCAGUGGUACCUCGGGUUAAGUACUUAAUUUGUUCCGGAGGUCCGUACUUAACCUGAAACUGUUCUUAACCUGAAGCAUCGCUUUAGCUAAUGGGGCCUCCUGCUGCUGCUGCUGCUGCUGCCGCGCCGCCGGAGCACAAUUUCUGUUCUCAUCCUGAAGCAAAGUUCUUAACCUGAAGCAGUAUUUCUGGGUUAGCGGAGUCUGUAACCUGAAGCGUAUGUAACCUGAAGCUUAUGUAACCCGAGGUAGCACUGUAAUGUGUGCUGUAUGGACUGUUGGCUGGCUUUGGCUGGGAAUAAAAAAUUUUCAGGGGUGGAGGUCUGGCUGGGCAAGACGGUGAGUUGACAACAGGAUUGUUUAGGUUUAUGAAGCAAGCUGCUGAAAUAUGGCUGUUAAUUCCACCCCCAGCUGAUUUUGUUGUUGUUGUUUAGUCAUUUAGUCGUGUCCGACUCUUCGUCACCCCAUGGACCAGAGCACGCCAGGCACUCCGGUCUUCCACUGCCUCCUGCAGUUUGGUCAAACUCAUGCUGGUAGCUUCGAGAACACUGUCCAACCAUCUCGUCCUCUGUCGUCCCCUUCUUCUUGUGCCCUCCAUCUUUCCCAACAUCAGGGUCUGUUCCAGGGAGUCUUCUCUUCUCAUGAGGUGGCCAAAGUAGAUUUUAAUAUUGUGUUAUUUUUAUUUUGUGUAACACACCCUGGGACCUUAUGGCAAAAGGGCAGGUUAGAAAUGCGAUGGAACAAAUAAAUAGAUGGAAAUGUGGUCAAAGGCUCAGUAAUUAGUGUGGUUGAAGACUGCAGCUCUGCCACAAAUCCCUAUUUUCUUGGAAUCCUUCAGUUCUGUCACCCUAGCCUUUCAAAGCUCUGGUGGAGGAGGGGACACUCUUAUCUUAAGCAAAAAAUGAUGUACUGUAACUGAUGGAUUUCUGCAUGCAAAUAGGCUUGGUACACAGGAUUUCCUUUCUAUUUAUUUUUGGCACGGUUUGCCCAUAUUUCUGUUCAGGCUUUCUGUUUGUUGUUUCGUAACUCUUAAUUACCUGCUACAUUGGGAGUUUGUUUUCCCUACGAAGUGGCAUGUUAUUUUUGGAAAUUGCCUCCUAAUCUGCAAGGAAGCACAUUUCCUGGUAACAAAGUUAGCAUCCAUCCACCACCUUCUGAUUUGGUAGCAUAUUUUUCCUGGACUUCAGUUUACUCUAGCAUGCAGUUUUUGUAUGAGGUUGGGAACUCUUACACUUGUGGACUUCUUGUUACAUUUUGAGGACCUAUUCUUUCAUAUCCUUGAGGUAUCAAAACACAGAGGUUACAGCCGAUUGGAUUCCUUUUCUGUCAUCAGCUAGAAGUGGAAUUUAAAAGGGCGAUCCUUUUAUCCUGUUUACUCAGAAGUAGGGAUGGGUGAAAUUGUCAGUUCUGGGUUCUCUCUAUUUUUCAUUGUUCCAGCCUUAAGUUCACAUUUCCACAUUAGUUUGCCAUUCAAACAAACAAAAUCUCAUGAAAAUUCAUCCACAUUUUAUUGCAAAUCUCUCCAAAUUUACAUUUUUUUUAUGUAAUUUUGCUUAAUAUACAUAUUUCUGCAGACCAUUUUUCCUUAAUAUAAUGGGUUGUUGUAUGUCAUUUUCACUAAUACAGUGGUACCUCGGGUUACAUACGCUUAAGGUUACAUAUGCUUCAGGUUACAUACGCUUCAGGUUACAGACUCUGCUAACCCAGAAAUAGUGCUUCAGGUUAAGAACUUUGCUUCAGGAUAAGAACAGAAAUUGUGCUCCGGCGGUGCGGCAGCAGCAGGAGGCCCUAUUAGCUAAAGUGGUGCUUCAGGUUAAGAACAGUUUCAGGUUAAGAACAGACCUCUGGAACGAAUUAAGUACUUAACCUGAGGUACCACUGUAUAUGCCUUUUUGUACACGUUACUUGACUGGAGAUUUGAAAGGACGGCUGUGGUUUGUUUUCUCUUCCUGUUUUGGAAAAUGCAAUUCAUCUUUAAAUGCAGGUUGAAGCAAAUUUCUACACCAUCCCUAGUCAAAAGCAAAUAGCAUUCAGCAGCACCCUGCAACUUUGCACACUUCUUCCUUGCAGCUUUUGCCUCCAAUUGCUUCCUGUUAAAGUGGCAUGGCAUUAGUGAUGAGCUGCCCUUUAAUUAGUAAGAUCUCAUUCCUUGGGGUGGGGAUGGAGAGCUUCAAACAGUCUUUCCCUCCCAUUGUUUUUUUUCCUUUUUUUAUUUCAUGGCGAAAUACUGACAUUUCACACUUUAAUAAAGGAAAAGGAAAACCUCAGUAAAUCAAGCCACUCUCUUGCAGGGAACAGGAACUAACCAGUUAAUGGUCAAUGGCACUAAUGCAACGCCGUCCUGAACAGGAAGCAAUUAGAGACAGAAGCUACAAAGUGAAAGUUUCUGAUUGAGACACAGAAGCCCUAAAAUAUAUAUAUAUAUAAACUCCAAUACAAGCUGGUGCCACAGUUGCAUUGGCCGGGGGGGGGCAGGUAGAAAUCAUCACCAUAGGCCUGAAAAUGAUGGGAGGACAACAGCAGCCACAGCAAUUUAAAUGCAGCAGGUUGGCCGUAACAUUGCCUAGAUUCCGCAUAACAAGCAAGUGGUUGCAGACUAAAUCACUAGUGUGGAAUCAACUAGGAAGCUACAAUGGUAGUAAGCCUUUUGGAUUAUCACUUUGACCCAGGGCUCUGUCCUAGACCACCCUGCUACCAAACACCUAAAGAGUUCCCCUGUACAGUGGUACCUCUGGUUACGUACUUAAUUUGUUCUGGAGGUCCGUUCUUAACCUGAAACUGUUCUUAACCUGAAGCACCACUUUAGCUAAUGGGGCCUCCUGCUGCUGCCACACUGCUGGAGCACGAUUUCUGUUCUCAUCCUGAGGUAAAGUUCUUAACCCGAGGUACUAUUUCUCAGUUAGCGGAGUCUGUAACCUGAACCGUCUGUAACCUGAGGUACCACUACUAUAAAUAGAGCCCUCAUUUAUUCAUUUCAGGGGGUGGGGGUGGGGAGUGGGAAGCCAUCCAUAUUUCUACCUUGUCUCAUACAUAUAUUCAGUGAAAGGUGCAUUUAGAACCGAGUGUACAAUAUUUUUUUUAAAAUGUGUUUGCAUCUGUACAAUUCACCCACGCCACCUGUUUUGAUCUGAUCGGCUUCUUUCCAGUUUCAUUAUGAUAAGGGUUUCCUCCAUCUGUAGGUUUUGGGUUAUUCUGGGCAGUCCCUGGGGAAGUGGGGGCACUUCUGAUUUUACUACUCCCUAACUCCUUGAUCUGUGAUGAGAACUGUAUCUAGCAGAUUGUGCUGCUACUGCUCUCUUUUUGGCUUCUUAAAAAUGUAUAUUUAAAAGUAUUACAGGGGAAAAGAAGGAAGGAUUUCGGUGAUAACGGAUUCAUCCCCUAUUAUAGAAAAUAAAAAUAACAAUCAACCGUUUUGCUGUUAUAUUUCAAAAUUUCAGUAAAGAUACUGACAGAAUGGUUCAGUCUCUGUUAAAUGUGAGAAAGCUUUUACUUAUUACAUUGUAAAUUGUUGAUUAUUGUUGGAUGGAAAGGCCUUCUUGCAAAAUUUGAAAACAUAAUGUUGAUAAUAAAUAAAUAAAGUGGAAGAGUCAUGUCUAAAAAGUGUGCUGUUGGUUUAAACCUGAAACUGCAAUAAUCACGGAGAGGAUGAAAUUCCCCAGCUCCUCUGCCAGCGCCCAUAGGUGCUUCAAAGCCAGCCAAAACUAAUCAUUUAGCUCAGUUGGUUACAGUGUGGUGCUGAUAACACCAAGGUUGCAGGUUCGAAUCCCUGCAUGGGACACCUGCAUAUUCCUGCGUUGCAGGGGGUUGGACUAGAUGAUCCUCAGGGUCCCUUCCAACUCAUACAGUUCUAUGAUUCCGUCACUGUGCUUUUGCUAUCUUGAGGAGAGAGCACAAUGGAGCUACCACAAUCUCCUUUCCUGAUUUUUAAGGGCUGAAAAAUGCAGCAAUGGCAGGCAGUGGUGUGCUGGAUACACACACUUAUUUAAUGAGACAAUAAAUUGCAAUUAAAAUUUAUCAGAAGGAGAAAAUUUUAGUGAAAUUCUCAUGAGCCAGGUGCAGGGUUUUUGUUGCACUUACUUUACUUUUGGGGUGGCAGAGGGGUGCUCUGAAGCACCCUUUCGCCCAUCCUACAAAUCAGCUCGCCAUUGGUCUGCACCCUGCAGCCCUCCCAGGUGCACAUACUUCAUGAGGUCGCUCCUUCCUGUGUGGCGUUUUCAGAUGAGAACGACUGGGCAGCCAGGGAAGCAGCAAAGGAAAAAUGCACCUGCCAUGCUUGACCUUCUUGCAAUAAUAAGAUACACUCAAAACCUCGCUUCUAUCAGAAGUCUGAAGAAAUUCUAAAACGUAUUGAGGAUGAGACCAAAACAACCCCCAAAAAGGAAAUGGCUGCUUUGCAAGACCUUUCAGAAACUGCAGGGCAGAUUUCAGCACAGCGCUAGUGCCAAGGUUUUGGUGGCUGCCCGUCUGUCUGGGACCAACCAAGAUGGACCGUUGAAGGUACCCAGAAACUGUGUGCUUACCUGUAUCUAUGUAUUCCACCACCACCCCUUUGCAGGUAGCAGCCUCUUUGAAGGAGCAAGAAUUCACAGAGGUUUGGGGGAAGAAAGCAAAGGAGAGCUUCGGCAACAUCUGGCAGAACUUCACUGAUCCUCAGCUGAAGGAGAUCGUCAGAUCCAUCCAAACCCUGGGACCCUCCAACCUACCCAUGGAUAAGCGGCAACGGGUAAGGACACAACUCCAGACAAAGGGAGUCUACACCUGCGCGGUGGGUAUGGAUGAUUCAGGCUUACAUACUAAGCAGCAUAUGUAAGGUAAAGGUAAAGGGACCCCUGACCAUUAGGUCCAGUCAUGGCUGACUCUGGGGUUGCAGCGCUUAUCUCGCUUUAUUGGCUGAGGGAGCCGGCGUAAAAUUCCAGGUCAUGUGGCCAGCAUGACUAAGCCGCUUCUGGCAAACCAGAGCAGCACACAGAAACGCCGUUUACCUUCCCGCUGGAGUGGUACCUAUUUAUCUACUUGCACUUUGACAUGCUUUUGAACUGCUAGGUUGGCAGGAGCAGGGACCGAGCAAGAGGAGCUCACCCUGUCGCGGGGAUUCGAACCGCCGACCUUCUGAUCGGCAAGUCCUAGGCUCUGUGGUUUAACCCACACUGCCACCCGCAUCCCUUAAGCAGUACAUAAAUUGUUAAAAUAAAUAAACUACAAAUACAUAAAUAAAUUCCUAGUGACAUCUCUGAGGAAGCUGAUUAUCUGCUGGGGUAAGGUAAAGUAUGUUCCAGCUCCAGCCUUUUGGGACUCCACAAACUACAUUAGCAGUGCAAUUUUAUAUAGGUCUACUCAGAAGUCCCAUUAGGCUCAACAGGGCUUAACUCCCAAGUCAGGGGAUAUAGCAUUUGCAGCCUGGUGUUGAAGUCUCCGCCAAAGGAGCCAUUUGUGUUAUUCUUCAUCUUAGAUCAUAUGCAGCAUCCAAAAGUCAUGGUAAGGUUGGAGGGAGAGACCAAAGAAUGUAUGUAAGCUACUGCAGGGCUGCCCCACGAGCACUAGUGACUUGUGUCAGAGAGACUGGCCAUGGAGGCUAAAUUCCUGCUAAGUUUCCCAAAUAUGCCAUGGAGAUAAGUGAAGCAUUUAGCAGCAAAUUCUGCCAAGCCAGAGAGCGAGAGAGAGAGACAGCUCAAAAGAGUUCUUAUCCCCUCCUGCUAGUAAUCCAUCCUCUUUGCCUGUUCUUAGUGUUCUGCAGCUAAUUCUUUCCAACUAGUCUAGUGGAGCAUGUAAAGCAAUUUCACAGUGAUGUUGCUUCAAACUGGAAAGAGAGUCCCUCAGUCCUUUUUUUUUUGAGUUCUAUGGAUAGAAUGAUCUGACCAUCAUCCCUGUACGGGAAUCCCUGUUGUUUUAAUCCAAGGUCAAACUAGGUGGUCGCUCGUUUCUAAAUUUUAGCAAUUGUGGCAGCAUAGCAGUGGUUAACAGUUCCCCCCAAUGGGCAAACGGCAGCUUUGUGGAGUGAUUUUCAGUGGGAAAAUAGCUAGCUGCGGCGUUUAUGCAUCAUUUCCUCAGCCUCAGGGUCCCGAUCCAAAUGGGAUGCUGUUGCCCUGAAUUUAUCGGUAUGUACCAGCAGAAUAUGGGAACAUAAAACGGACUGGAUUUCUUUUCCUUUUUAAAAAAAUCAUUUUUAUUAAACAAAAAAAGAAAACUUUUUUAAAAAGCAUGUUAUUAUUAACUGUUUGGUUCGUUGCAAAAUUCCCAACUGCUAAAUAAAAGUUUAAAAGUUUGAAAAAUGUAAUUUAUAACACAGGAAAGAAAAGAGAGAAGGAAAAAGGGGGCAUUAUCCUUUGCAUGCCAACAUGUUAUAGAAGCCUAAAAAGGUAAAGGUAAAGGACCCCUGACAGUUAAGUCCAGUCGCGAAUGACUCUGGGGUUGUGGCGCUCAUGUCACUUUACUGGCCAAGGGAGCCGACAUUUGUCCACAGACAGUUUUUCUGGGUCAUGUGGCCAGCAUGACUAAGCUGCUUCUGUUGAAACCAGAGCAGCGCACAGAAAUGCCGUUUACCUUCCUGCCACAGUGGUACUUAUUUAUCUACUUGUGCUUUCAAACUGCUAGGUUGGCAGGAGCUGGGACCGAGCAACGGGAGCUCACCCUGUUGCGGGGAUUUGAACUGCCGACCUUCUGAUCGGUUUAGACCACAGCGCCACCCACGUCCCUACUUUCCCAUAAAUCCAUCAGUCUACAUGCCUAAGAAACAUGUUGUAUUAUCAAGGUGAUCCAACACCCUGAGGGCUACAUUCCGCCCGCAAGGCCUUUUCUUGGUGGCCCCGGGCAACAUUUGAUGGCCCCCUCAAGCCCUUGCGCUGCCUUCCCAAGCCGUGAGGCUUUGACAGGUCCUAGAGUCGUCCCGUCUCCUUCCCAAAGCCUAGUUAGUGCUUUCCAAGCUUUGGGAAGGAGGUGGGAGGGCUCUAGGACCCUGCAGAGCUUCGUGCCUCCUUCCCAAAGCCCAGGUUCCCUCUUCUCCAGCUUUGGGAAGGCAGAGCAAGGGCUGGGGGGCAUCAGAUAUUGGCCUUGCUCCCCCCCCCCCACGUCUGUAUGCAUAAUAAAUACAAAGCAAUGCAAGCUUAAAUAAGGGAGCAAACAGUGUGUGAAGAUAGCACAUUCUAUCAUAAGUUAAAGGAAAGCAUAUUAUUAUUCCUCUUUUUUAUAUCUUUACCUAGAAAAAAUUUCAUUAAAAGGGGGGGGGGGAGGAAAAUAAUUGUCUGCUAUUCCAGAUACAACUAGCAUAUUUCAUGGGGGCUGUUAUUAUUGAUGUUGUUUUUAUUUUCAAACAAGAUAAAGCUCUGCCAUUUAUUCGAAAAGGGCUGGAUUUGAAUAUUAUCUUCCUGCUGUUCCUAUAUGGGUACAGCUAAGACGCUUAGUUGUAACCAAGAAAGAACAAAUUACGCCCCCCCCCCCCAAAUCCCCUACUCCUCAUUCUCCUGCUUGAUAAGAAAGAAUACGUGAGUUUAAUUUACUCCUGCCAGUCUGGUUCCCAGGGCAAGAAGCCAGUUUGUGGAAUUGAUUUUUUUUAAAACAAACAAAACAAACAAAACUAUUAAAAAACAUGGGAACUGUAGCUGAGACUGUAGUUGCAAUGAUGACAAAUAUUUCAUUUUGCCUUCCCCCCCCCAAAGAAACUGUCAUAAAGUUGUUCCUUGUACUUUCAGAGUAAACAUAUCCCAACCCAUCCAAAGCUUGUUUUGUGAAUGGAAAACCAAUCUGAACUUUGUUUAUUUUUGAGUUGAUAUAAGGAAAGAUUAAAAAUAAAACAAACAGCUGCAUAGCAGAGUACAUCUGCAAGCUAGGAAUUCUACCCAAGUGGCUUUUGUUCAGUGUCUUUUAUAUAAAUAGUCUUUUACUAACUUUAACUUGGUGAUAGAGGAGCAUGGAAAGCUGCCUUUAGUGAGUCGGACCACUGAGCUACACAUUGUUGGCGUUGAAUGGCAGCAACCUUCCAGGGGUUCAAAGAGGGUUUCUUCCCAGCCCUAGCUGGGGUUCUCAGGGAUUGAACCUGCGACCUUCUGCAUGCAAAGCUUUGCUGCCGAGCUUCUCCGGGGACUAGCUCAGCUUUGUUAGCACACCAUCAGCCAGUGGUACCAAAUACCCAUUCUGGCCACCUGGGAUUCUGCACUGGAAAGGCACAAAGAGUGUGGCAGAAUGGGAGCUCACAGCCCCAGAUCCUGGCGAGUUGACCCUUCACUACCUAUUAAUGAAAGACACAGCCAACAAGAAGGCCCACAUGUCCCAGAUGAUUGGCUGCAGUGCACCUUAUGAACCCUACAGCUCUAACUUGACCUCUUUUCCAAACACAAUUCAAAGUGUUGGUGCUGACCUUUAAAGCCCUAAACGGCCUCGGUCCAGUAUAUCUGAAGGAGCUUCUCCACCCCCAUCGUUCUGCCCAGACACUGAGGUCCAGCACCGAGGGUCUUCUGGCGGGUCCCUCGCUGUGAGAAGCCAAGUUACAGGGAACCAGGCAGAGGGCCUUCUCGGUAGUGGCACCCACCCUGUGGAACACCCUCCCACCAGAUGUCAAAGAGAAAAACAACUACCAGACUUUUAGAAGACAUCUGAAGUCAGCCCUGUUUAGGGAAGCUUUUAAUGUUUGACAGACUAUUGUAUUUUAAUAUUCUGUUGGAAGCCGCCCAGAGUGGCUGGGGAAACCCAGCCAAAUGGGCAGGGUAUAAAUAAUUGUAGUCGUUUCGUCGUGUCCGACUCUUCGUGACCUCAUGGACCAGAGCACGCCAGGCACUCCUGUCUACCACUGCCUCCCACAGUUUGGUCAAACUCAUGCUGGUAGCUUCGAGAACGCUGUCCAACCAUCUCGUCCUCUGUCGUCCACUUCUCCUUGUGCCCUCUAUCUUUCCCAACAUCAGGGUCUUUUCCAGGGAGUCUUCUCUUCUCAUGAGGUGGCCAAAGUAUUGGAGCCUCAGCUUCAGGAUCUGUCCUUCCAGUGAGCACUCAGGGCUGAUUUCCUUCAGAAUGGAUAGGUUUGAUCUUCUUGCAGUCCAUAGGAUUCUCAAGAGUCCUCCAACACCAUAAUUCAAAAGCAUCAAUUCUUCGGCGAUCAGCCUUCUUUAUGGUCCAGCUCUCACUUCCAUACAUCACUAUUUGGAAAACCAUAGCUUUAACUAUACGGACCUUUGUUGGCAAGGUGAUGUCUCUGCUUUUUAAGAUAAAUAAAUUAUUAUUAUUAUUAUUAUUAUUAUUAUUAUUAUUAUUAUUAUUUCCCUUGGUGCCCAGUCUUACUCCCUGACACUUAUUACCUUUCUCCCCACCCCCUGCCCCGGAGUAUUAUACCUACUCGAGAUGGUUAUCAAAGCACUUGCUAACUCCUUUUGCUCCCUUUCAUGUUCUCAUGUGCCCUGAAUGCAGGCACGCUUCACAAUCUCUUCUUCCAGCAAUCAGCCCUCAUCCUAACACAACUCCCUUCCCCCACCACUGUGCCAUUUUUUUUUUUCAGAACUCCUUUCGUCUCUUAUAUAAAGGUAAAGGUACGCCUGACCAUUAGGUCCAGUUGCGGACGACUCUGGGGUUGCGUGCUCAUCUCGCUCUAUAGGCCGAGGGAGCCGGCGUUUGUCCGCAGACAGCUUCCAGGUCAUGUGGCCAGCAUGACUAAGCCGCUUCUGGCGAACCAGAGCAGCACAUGGAAAUGCCGCUUACCUUCCCGCUGGAGUGGUACCUAUUUAUCUACUUGCACUUUGACUUGCUUUUGAACUGCUAGGUUGGCAGGAGCUGGGACCGAACAACGGGAGCUCACCCCAUCACGGGGAUUUGAACCGCUGACCUUCCAAUUGGCAAGCCCUAGGCUCUGUGGUUUAUACCACAGUGCCACCCGCGUCCCUUAUAUACCUUCUCUUAUAUACCUCUUACAUAUAUACCUCUUCUCUUAUAUGCCUUACCCUAAACAGAGGCGGACUUUGGCCUUUCAGAUUUCAGAAACUCCAAAAUUGAGCACCCCCUAUGCCUCUCAUCUUCCAUUCUGCUGAAUUCACUACGUCAUAGUUGCAGCGCCCAGUGUGGUGGAACUGGUCACACUGCCCAAAAUCCACCUCUGCCCUGAAGGCCGAUGCAAUGCUGGCCUCCUCCUUUCCAAAUUCCGCUGUUAUCUGUCCUUGCUCGCCACUCUCCCCUCCCAUCGCUUUUUAAGCUGUAAAGAAUUGAUUCUAUACACCUCUACUGCCCCCUGCCACCCACUUUGCAUUUCCCAUUUUCUCCCAGCCCACACUGAAUUUCAGGCCUGCCUCCUCUUGUUCCUUUGACCGUGCAUGCCUUGGCCAGGUUAUGGUGGUGAGAACACCAGAGUCCUGACUUCCACUCAAUGGUGUGUAGAGUGGUCUGAUCAGGGUCUUGAUGGUGCAGGCAGCAUUGUCACAUCAAAGUCAUGUGAGAAGGCUUUUAUGCUGAAACAAAAGGGACUCGCCCAAUAGUUUUGUACUUUCAAUAAUGCAAGAUUACAGGGAAAACGAAGAUGUUUUUGGUCCCGUUCCUGACUUGGCUGGCUACAGACACCUAAGUUUCAAGUUCAUCAUAAAAUAAAUACUCAGGAAGCCUGUGUUUGAGGCAGCCUCCCUGGGUGUCCUUGCUGUUGCCACCCGGCAGCCAUUCUCUGUUGAAACUGUGAUAGAUUAUAGGGUACAAAGCAGACCUGAGGUGUGGAACAGGUAACAAUGUGGCUGGGCCGAAAAGGAGUGACUUCGUAGAACUAGCAGGUAUGGGACUAUCACACUAACUUGGACUAUUUAUCUUUCCUUUCUAAGUAUAACACUAUUCUGAGUGAGAUGGACAAUAUCUACUCCACUUCCAAAGUAUGUCUGCCAAAUCAGAAUUCCAGCUGUUGGGCUCUAGAACCAGGUGUGUAUCUUCCUGUUCUUUCAACACUGGAACACCUCAAGGGGGAGGUGAUUUGUUGAGAUCUGAGGGUUGUGUCAGAAAUACCACAAAUCCCAUGGUCACAGAUAACUGUGACAAUGUAGUGGCAUAAAAUGUCACAUGCUUGCUUUGAUGUUUACAAAUAUUUACGUGGUGCUUAUCGUGCCACAGAUUGUCUUGGUUCAUAUUCUACAGCACUUGUGGAACAUGUGGCUAUCCAGCUGUUGUUGUUGUUGUUGUUGUUGUUGUUGUAUUAUUCCAACUCCUAGCCACUCUAGGAAGCUAACACAGCCAAUGGUGAGGGAUAGUGUGAGCUGUAGUCCAGAAACACUCAGAGACCCGUAAGUUCUCAACUCCUGUUCAACAGUAUGCUUAUUUUUCAAGUGUGAGACCAUCUUGCCCCCACAACUCUUGACGCAACUCUUGAGGAGUCUGAUUGAUUUGGAGCUCUUAAAAAUGAUGUCUUCCUUUAAAGUGUUUCAGCCAUUUAUUUGGCCACCAAAUGUAUCACUGUACAUUGAUAAGGGCUAGAAUAGAAAUUAUGUGUAGCAGCUGUGUCCAAAGAUUUACAUACAGUGGUACCUUGAGUUAAGUACUUAAUUCGUUCCGGAGGUCUGUUCUUAACCUGAAGCACCACUUUAGCUAAUGGGGCCUCCUGCUGCCGCCACGCCGCCGGAGCACGAUUUUUGUUCUCAUCCUGAAGCAAAGUUCUUAACCCAAGGUAAUAUUUCUGGGUUAGCGGAGUCUGUAACCUGAAGCGUAUGUAACCUGAAGUGUAUGCAACCCGAGGUACCACUGCAUUUCAAAAACUAGGGCACUUUUGAGAGAAGUUACAAGCGCUCAGCUGCCAGCAAACCCAGAAUUAGUGUUUCCCAAUUUGAAAGACAGAAACUAGUGCUGUUGAGAUGCUUCUCAAUCUACCACCAAAUCAAAAAUAGCCCCAAACUGGAGGGGAGGUGACCCCUUUGUCCCUGAACAAUAAUACUGAAUAAAUAGCACUGCCCUUAUGAUGAGGUACAUCACCCACAAAAUGGGUUCUUUUCAACCUAUGACCAUUUUCUGUGUUUUUUGUUUUUGUUUUUUUGUUCCUGGUCUCUUCUCCUGCACUCACUUCUCAGAGAUAACGGACAUCAUGGCCACCUCUCGCAAUUACAGGAAACUGCUCUAUGCCUGGGAAGGGUGGCACAACGCAGCCGGCAAUCCUCAGCGGCCCAAGUAUCAGGAAUUUGUUGAACUGAGCAACGAGGCCUACAAAAUGGAUGGUGAGAUGCUUUAAAUAUGGAUUGGGGGGUGGAAAUAGGAAAUGGGCCACUCAUGGGGUCGAAAGACCGCCUUACGAAGAAAGCUGCAAGCAGCUGGGGCAUUUUACCUUAGGCAAAAAAAGGUGAUUGAAAGCUUCAGAGAAAGCUUGAAUAUUGUCGCUCCCCCUACUGCCCUCCUUUUAGAAAUGUAUUCCCCAUGUUUCCUAAGAGAGGACCCAUUUGGACAAUGGGUCUGCAAUGCCAGAGUGAAGCCACUGUGAUCUGAUGAUUUAUGGUGUGUUACCUCAGCACGCACAUUCUCAACUGAUUUCCAUCCCAUUUUGAAAAUAUUUGAGGGAAUGGUGAGCAUGUGUCAACGUGUUUAGGAGAGGGUCAUCACUGCAACAAUGAAUUUUGACUUACCCCGCCACACAACUGUUAUGUACUGAAGUUCUCACCCUGGGCCAGCAGGGGGAUACUGUAGAUAGUUAUGCAAAUAAGGGAUUGAAAGUGACGUUCAGUGAUUGGACAGUUACAGAAAAUGGUUACUGUUGCGUUGUAGUGGAGCUCUAUAUAAGCAGGCUGGCUGAACCCUUCAGUUCAGUUCUGUUCUGGCCUGUGAAUAAACAAGAGCUGUUUGAAGAAUCACUGUGUCAUCUGAUAUGUUCACUCACAACUUAACAACAACCAUGCCAAAAAUGAUCAUGUGAAUUGGCUUUCAGUUUGUGGUUGUGUGCUCUGUGCCUUUAGAACAGACAGACAUUGAACAACAUGGAUAUAUGAUGUGGUGGGGGGAUGAUUCUCCAACCUUGUGUUGAGAUUAUGCAUGUGUGACUUCCUUUGGGUUCUGUGCUCUUGUUGGCGUCCAGGCUUCAAGGAUACCGGUGACUAUUGGCGUUCCUGGUAUGAUUCACCAACUUUCGAGGAUGACCUGGAGCAACUCUAUCACCAGCUGGAGCCCCUUUACCUAAACCUGCAUGCUUUUGUCAGGAGGAAACUGUAUGAGCGCUACGGCCCUACGUACGUCAACCUGAAAGGCCCCAUUCCAGCUCACUUACUAGGUAAGAUGGCAAUAAAAAAGGGGAUGAAGUGGAAGUCAUGCUAGAGAAAAUCAUGAUGGCUCAUUUCUGAAUGCAUGAAGUGUCCUGCCACACUCUACACAGGCUGACCACUUGGUCUGCUUGAAGCUGUCAUGCCAAAGAGUGAACAGGGUCCAUUUCUAUUGAGUCUCAACAGUGCUAGAGAUGAUGAUGAUCUAGUCGCUUUUCUCACAAAUGUGACCCAAAGCGAUUUACAGUGGACGCUCGGGUUGCGAACGUGAUCCGUGCGGGAGGCACUUUCGCAACCCGCAGCACCGCAUCUGUGCGUGCGUGGGGUGCGAUUCGGUGCUUCUGCACAUGCGCAAAGCGCAAUUUAGUUUUUUUGUGCAUGCGCGAGUGCCGAAACCCGGAAGUAACCUGUUCCGGUACUUCCGGGUUUGGCGCAGUGUGCAAUCCGAAAAUGCGCAACCUGAAGCGUCUGCAACCCGAGGUAUGACUGUACAAACAAAAUUGAAAUAGGGAAAAAAAAAACAGUUGCAACAAACAAAACCAAUAGAAACCUUAAAAACCAAUAUCUAUAGCAAUAAAACUGUGGUCUUAAAGAUCCUAUUCCACUGCAAGAAGCCACAAAUGCUUUAAAAAACAUCACAUCAAGGGCUAAAAGUCCAGGUAAAAAGGGGGGGGAAUGCAUGACACCUAAAACCAGGUAAAGAUUACGGGAUCAUAGCUCGGUCAGUAGUCAGCAGAGCCUCCGUAUGGGGAGAACAUUCCACAAGGGGAGAGCCAUCACUGAAAAGGCCUAUUCUCACGUUGCCACCCUCCAGACCUGUGUACACAGGGGAACACAGUGAAGGGCCUCAGAUGACGAUCAAAGGGUUGGACUUGUAUGAGGAGAUGUGGUCCUUGAUGUAUUGGGGUCUUACACAGCUUCCCUGCACUUUGAAUGGAGCCUGGAAACUAAUUCGUAGCCAGUGCAGUUGUGGAAGAAUUGGUGUAAGUUUCGCCUGUCCUGGUCAACAAUCUGGACAGCAAAUUCUACACCAGUUGCAGUUUCUGAACCAUCUUCAAAGGCAGCCCCAUUUAUAAUGUGUUGCAGUAAUCCAGCCUAGAGGUUGCCAGAGCCUAGACCAGAGGUUUUCCACCUUUUUGAGUCCACUGCUCUCUUGACUAACUACAUUAUUUCUGUGGCACCCCUAUGAGUUUGAGGCAGUCCUUCCAAAAUGCAUCUUCCAAAGGGUGGGAGAAUAAUGUUCACAAUAAGCAUAAUCUCUCACUCUCAUAAAAGCCUUGGAGUAGGUGCUGCCAGUCUUUCUGGAACUUUGGCCAGCCUGGGUUUCUUAGUUGUUUAGAGCAUGGUGCUGAUAGUGCCAAGGUUGCAGGUUUGAUCCCCAUAAGGGGCUGCUGCAUAUUUCUGCAUUGCAGGGGGUUGGACUAGAUCAGGCUUCCUCAAAUAUGGCCCUCCAGAUGUUUUUGGCCUACAACUCCCAUGAUCCCUUGCUAGCAGGACCAGUGGUCAGGGAUUAUGGGAAUUGUAGUCUCAAAACAUCUGGAGGGCUGAGUUUGAGGAAGCCUGGACUACAUGAUCCUUGGGGUCCCUUAUAAUUCUACAAUUCUAUGAUCUGCAAACCAGGGAAACUAUCAUGGUUGCCCCAUAGUCCUGAAGCUGUUCAGACUACCCACCCCCAGCUACUAAUAACAUACCGUAUUUUUCGCUCUAUAAGACGCACCUAGUUUUUGGAGGAGGAAAACAAGAAAAAAAAUAUUCUGAAUCUCAGAAGCCAGAACAGCAAGAGGGAUCGCUGCGCAGUGAAAGCAGCAAUCCCUCUUGCUGUUCUGGCUUCUGUGAUAGCUGUGCAGCCUGCAUUCGCUCCAUAAAACGCACACACAUUUCCCCUUACUUUUUAGGAGGGAAAAAGUGAGUCUUAUAGAGCAAAAAAUACGGUAAUUAAUGUGAUAUCUUCAAUGGCCCUAAGGGAUCUAACAAGACUUGGGAAGAAAACCAUAGUUGUUAUUUUUUUGCCUCCAUGCCCCAAAUGUGGAAAAUUGACAAAUAUAGCUUCCCGGUGAUAUUGCAUCAUAAGCUGCUUCUUCUUGCUAUUAUUCCUUAUGGUAGGAAAAGGCUGAAACUAAUUGUUCGCCUCAAGCUAAGCUGUGCUGCUUUGCCCCCUGCAGGUAACAUGUGGGCGCAGCAAUGGAACAACAUUUACGAUAUGAUGAUCCCUUACCCAAAUAAGCCCAACCUUGAUGUCACCAAUACUAUGAGGCAGCAAGUAAGGUCAUCCGUGUUGUUAUUACAUACGCUUUUCUUCUUACACUUUUGCUGCUUUGACUGCAGCCUUCAUAUAGACAGCAGGGAUUGUGAGUGAAAACAGCUACCGUAUUUUUCGCUUUAUAAGACGCACCAGACCACAAGACGCCCGUAGUUUUUGGAGGAGGAAAACAAGAAAAAAAUAUUCUUAAUCUCAGAAGCCAGAACAGCAAGAGGGAUUGCUGCGCAGUGAAAGCAGCAAUCCCUCUUGCUGUUCUGGCUUCUGGGAUAGCUGCGCAGCUUGCAUUCGCUCCAUAAGACGCACACACAUUUCCCCUUACUUUUUAGUAGGGAAAAAGUGAGUCUUAUAGAGCAAAAAAUACGGUACAUACCUAAACAUCACUGGGGGUGGGGUGGUAUUGCUGCCAUUUUGCAGUGAGAUGCUGCAGAAUAAGUGCACACUUUAGGGGAAGAAUGAGUACUCCCAACAAGAGAAUGCCUGUAUUGUUAUCUAUUACGGGUUGAAUCUCAACUUACCAUGCUUAGAAUAGUAGAUCCAUUGAAAUCAAUGGGGCUUGAAUUAGCGACAGCUGAAGCCCCUGAUGUUGGGAAAGAUGGAGGGCACAAGGGGAAGGGGAUGACAGAGGACGAGAUGGUUGGACAGUGUUCUCGAAGCUACCAACAUGAGUUUGACCAAACUGCGGGAGGCAGUGGAAGACAGGAGUGCCUGGCGUGCUCUGGUCCAGGGGGUCACAAAGAGUUGGACACGACUAAACGACUAAACAAAAACUGAUUUCAUUAAGCAUGCCUAUGUCUGGAUCCAAGAAAAUGCAUGCUAUCUCAUUCUGUGGGUGGGUCCUUUCCUAGAAUUGGAAUGUAACACGCAUGUUCCGGGAGGCGGAUGCAUUCUUCACCUCACUUGGCAUGAUUGAGAUGCCACCUGAAUUCUGGAAGGAUUCUAUGCUGGAGAAGCCAACAGAUGGCCGAGAGGUGGUGUGCCAUGCGUCGGCCUGGGACUUCUACAACCGCAAAGAUUUCAGGUGCCUACUGCAUGUGAAAGGGCCUUGCUUUGGAAAGGGGGAACCAAAUGCCUUCUUGGAAGAGAACCACAGAAUGCGUUUAUGCAGAUCCUUUUAAAGAAACACAGGUCUUUGAAAAAAUAUCAACGUCCAGUUUUAGUAACAACAUGUGGUUCAAUUUAGGCGGUCUAGAAAUGAAAUGAAUAAUGAUAAUAGGUAUUAGUUUCUUCCUCUCAGAGCUACAGAUCUCAGUACAGUGGUACCUCGGGUUAAGUACUUAAUUCGUUCCGGAGGUCCGUUCUUAACCUGAAACUGUUCUUAACCUGAAGCACCACUUUAGCUAAUGGGGCCUCCUGCUGCUGCUGUGCCGCCGGAGCAUGAUUUCUGUUCUCAUCCUGAAGCAAAGUUCUUAACCUGAAGCACUAUUUCUGGGUUAGUGGAGUCUGUAACCUGAAGCAUCUGUAACCCGAGGUACCACUGUACCCUUAACAAACUGCGGUUCACAGGAGUCUUAGGAGGAAGCCGUGUGCCUUCAAUGUGCAUUGGAUGUGCUUUAAAUUUAUAGCGUGUAUCAGCGAUAAAUCUACUAAAUGUAUAAACCAGUUCUGAAAACCUUUUCUGUUUGCUAAAUCUUCCCUGGAAACCCUGGGAACUAUAGUGUGUGGGAACACUUAAUAUGUUAAGUCAUCUUUGAAUCCCUUGCAAAGCUACCAAGAAGGACUGGUGUUCCAAGGUUUACAUCUGUGAGAGCUUUAAACAAUUUAAAUUCUAUAUUGACAAGAGGACAGGGGCAGACCUUGGUAAUAAGGUGCCCUGAGUGAGGGCAAGAUUUGCUGAGGACAAAUACUUCUUAUUUUCACAAAAGAGUGGUACCUCUGGAUACGAACAGGAUCCGUUCUGGAGCCCCGUUCGCAUCCUGAAGUAAACGCAACCCGCGUCUGUGCGUGCGUGGGUUGCGAUUCGCCGCUUCAGUGCAUGCGUGUUACAUCAUUUUGACCAUAUGCGUAUGCGCGAGCAGUGAAACCCGGAAGUAACGCGUUCCGUUACUUCCGGAUCGCUGCGGAGCGCAACCCGAGAGCACUCAACCUGAAGCAACUUCAACCCAAGGUAUGACUGUAUUUCCUUUUGGUGCAGUUGCUAUUUUUAAUGGAUCUUCUAAAUAGGUACCUGUAUGAAUAUAGGGUGAUGAUGAUGGCUUAGAACCCCUUUGGCUCAGUGCCCUGUGCAGGGAAACUGAAGAGGGACUUCCUUUUCAACUCUUCUGAGGACUCCGUGUAUAAAAGGGAAGCAGGAACAACCCUUCCAGUCUGUCAAGCAGGUGCCCUAUUAGCAUUUUAACAGAACCAAUGUUGCAUCCUCACCUUUCUGCUCCAUACUUUGCAGGAUAAAGCAGUGCACAACCGUCACCAUGGAGCAGCUCUUCACAGUACACCAUGAGAUGGGGCAUAUUGAAUACUACCUGCAGUACAAGGACCAACCCAUCUCCUUCCGCAGUGGGGCCAACCCUGGCUUUCAUGAAGCCAUUGGCGAUGUCAUGGGCUUGUCCGUCUCCACCCCCACCCACCUCAAGAAAAUUGGGCUGCUUGACGAAGCCACUGAGGAUAUAGGUAACCAUUGAGCACUGUGGGUGAUGUAGGAGAACUGUGGUGAAUAAGUAAUUGAUAGAGUUGAUGGGACAUUUCUCAAGGGUCAGGUUUCCAGCUGAGAUUAGUUGCUUUUGGGACGUGGAGCCAGACUUGUAUCACUCCAGGGCUUCCCAGCUGCUGAAGAAGAAAGAGAAGAUCCUAGACCAGGCAUGGCCAAACUUGCCCUCCAGAUGUUUUGAGACUACAGCUCCCAUCAUCUCUAGCUAACAGGACCAGUGGUCAGGGAUGAUGGAAAUUGUAGUCCCAAAGCAUCUGGAGGGCCAAGUUUGGCCAUGCCAAAACCCCAAAUUUGCUCUCCACUCUUUAUUGCUUUUAGGGAUUGGGGAGCCCUUCAUAUCCACACCUGUUCCCUUUGGGCAACCCAGAGGGCAGCUUUGUGCCUGCUCAGGGUCUGACUGCUGCCAUCCGUUGGGUUGGAAAGGAAUUUCCUAUAAAGUCAGGUGGGUCUUUGUGCCCCAAGGCUUGUAGGUCACUUGCCCAAGUCAUCUCAAGCUGCUUACUCUGCUCUUGACUUGUGGCACAAGAUCUGCAGAGUGCUUAUUCUGCUCUUAUUCUAGCUCUGAGUCUUCUUUUCCCUUUCCCUUCUUCUUUGCAGAGAGUGACAUCAACUACCUAUUAAAAAUGGCCCUGGAGAAGAUCGCCUUCCUGCCCUUUGGCUACUUGAUAGACCAGUGGCGAUGGAAUGUCUUCAGUGGGCGCACUCCUCCCAACCGCUACAACUAUGACUGGUGGUAUUUAAGGUAAAGCCCCCCCCCCCCCAGCAGUGCAACUGUGGUGGGUGGAGGGCUGCCAUGAUGGCUGAGCAAGGGAUGCCAUUGUUUCAAGAAACUGUGUGAGGGGAGGGGUUCCCCAAGCUGAUUUCGGGUGAUAGGACUGAAUUUCAAAAUUGGGAAGGGGCAAGUCCAUGUUUGCUUGAGGGACCCAUAUAUCUUCUCAACAACUCUGUGUGUGAGAGAGAGAGAGACAGACAGACAGAGAGUGAGGAGAGGGAAAGAGAAAGAAAUUUAUGAGUAUGUGUGAGUAUAAGCAAAGUUAAGAAGGAAAAAUAUUCAGGAAUUUAUUCAGUUAUUUUGCUUAUACUCCACUUUAUAACCCUGAGAGGUUUUCAAAGCAGUUUCCCAAAGAACCCUCAAACCUACAUAGGUAGGUAAAGGUAAAGGACCCCUGGACAGCUGAGUCCAGUCAUCUUGACUAUGGGGUGCAGCGCUCAUCUCACUUCAGGUCGAGGGAGCCAGCGUUUGUGUGCAGACAGCUUUCCGGGUCAUGUGGCCAACAUGAAUAAACCGCUUCUAGCACAACGGGACACUGUGAUGAGUGCCAGAGCGCGUGGAAAUGCUGUGUACCUUCCCACCGCAGUGGUACCUAUUUAUCUACUUGCGCUGGCGUGCUUUUGAACUGCUAGGUUGGCAGGAGCUGGGACAGAGCAAUGGGAGCUCACCCCGUCGUGCAGACUCGAACUGCUGACCUUCUGAUCGGCAAGCCCAGGAGACUCAGUGGUUUAGACCACAGCGCCACCCGCUCCCUAUAAAAGUCAUAUUCAAGUCAGGAACAGAAAUAAUAUGGUGACUUCUCUGUUGCCAGGACUAUUCAGGUGGCAUUCCCUGCCCUGGUGUUGCCCUUCGGCUUUUGCCUACUAGGCAGCAGUCCGCUGAUGAUCUUUUGAGGCAAGGAAAUGGGGCUGAGCAGCCGGAUCUUGCUCAGCCCGUGAUGGAGGGAGCUCUUCCCUCACUAGCAGAUAGGCAGAUCGUCUAAGAAAAAUAUAAAUUACUGGAGGAAGAGAGAAAUGCAUGCACCUGUAUACAUGUUGAUCCGACAUUGAUUGACAUGAGUUUCAGUUUGCUCCCUUCUUUGUGCCACUUUCUUAGGGCAAAACUAGACAUAAACUGCGGUGCUUAGUAAGGAAAACGGGUGGCAUGAUGUCAUCACAUCAGGCACUCCCAAACAGCCAACCAUGUGGGGUGGAGGCAGAGUAAUCCAUGAUGCGGUGACAGAUAAAGAAGGGGCAACUGGGUGCAAGGCAAGAGAACCAGUGUGGCAUAAUGGUUAGACCAGAGCUUUCCAAACUUUUCAAAUUGGUGACACACUUUUUGCACAUACAUCAUUUUGCGACACAGUUACAGUGGUACCUCUGGUUGCUAACGGGAUCCGUUCCAGAGGCCCGUUUGCAACAUGAAAAGAGCGCAACCCGCAGCGGCGCGCCUGCAGGUUGCAAUUCGCCGCUUCUGUGCAUGCGUGUGACGUCAUUUUGCGCUUCUGCGCAUGUGUGAGUGGCGAAACCUGGAAGUAACGCUUUCCGGUACUUCCGGUCGCCGCGGGAUGUAACCUUAAAGAACGUAACAUGAAGUGGACGUAACAUGUGGUAUGACUGUAAUUCAGUUUAGCAUCAUUUCGCGAUACAGUGAUUCAGUUUGACUAGCAAAGUGGAGGUUAAGCUAACCCUUUCCUGCCCCAGAAGGAGCACGGGGACCAUUCACAUGACACAGCUACACACUGCAGCCGACACACUAACAUGUCACAACACACAGUUCAGAAAGCUCUGGGUUAGAGUGUUGGACUAUGACCAGGGGGGCCAGGGUUCAAAUCCCCACUCAGCCAUGAAGCUCACUGGGUGACCUUGGGCCAGUCGUCAUCUCUUGGCUUACCUCACAAGGUUGUUGUGAGGAUGAAAGGGGGGGGGGAGAACCAAGUACACCACCUUGAGCUCCUUGGAAGAUAAACGUGGUAUAGACAUGUGACGAAUAAAUAAAUAUAAAUAAUAAAAAGCAUAUCCAUGAUCAGCAUCAAAUCUAGAUUAAGUACAAACAACCUGGAAUCUGCUUCAUUUCUAGAGACUUGUGCUAAUGCUGUUCCGUUUCUUCUCUGCCCACAUGGCUGACUUUUCUCUAGAACAAAAUACCAGGGAAUUUGCCCUCCUAUUGCAAGAGAUGAAACCAACUUCGACCCUGGUGCUAAAUAUCAUAUACCUGGCAACACACCUUAUAUCAGGUACUGGGAGCUGAAAGAGUUGGGGGAUGUGGGAUGUGUAAAUGAAACAUGGUGAGCUUCACUGAUGUUCUUGAGUGAGGCUGGUGUAUAUGCCUUCAUUAUUCAUGGAACGUCGAGUACAUUGCAAUGUUCUGCAGUGUUGAACUACCUGAAGGUUCUGACAAGCAGAUCUAAGGUGGUAGAGAAGGACGUGUUGAAUUUCUCAACUUUCGAAUUCCCAAAAUGAGCGGUGCUAAAAAGUUGUAAUAUGACAUGGGAAUUCAAUAUAUAUAUUGGUUAAAAUAAUAUAAUUCAGUUUUGCCUGGAAAGUAAAACAUAUGUAAAAUUGCAUAGAGCAUUAAAAUUUUGAAAAGUACUUGCAGUUAUAUUAUUAUUAUUAUUAAUCAUUAUCUGACAUUUUCAGAAGGUAAAAUUAAAACUCUUUGGUUUUCCAAAAGCAGUUUAUGUGCUUUUCCAUCAAACCUAGACUUACCAAGCUAAAUGUUGCUCAAUCACAAAAAAAUAGCAGAUUUGAAUUCCUCACACCCAAAAACAUAUUUUCAAGACCCCACGCUGAAGAAAUUUGCAGAAAUUAAGUUUCACCCCCUAAGAUGACACACCCUAGUGGCAGAGAAAGGCAGCAUGGAGUUAGGUUCCCCAAAAUCAAUUCUGAACUCCAUACUCUUUAGUAUAGGAACGAGGAGCCUUUGACCCUCCAGUUCCUGUUGGACUUCUGCUUCCCCCAAGACAGAAUGACCCACAGCUGGGGAUCAUGGGAGCUGGAGUUCAAUAACAUUUGUAGGUCCAAAGGCUACUCCUCCCCCAGCUGCUUUAGAAAUGCAGAACUUGCAGAGAGUUCUUGACUAGCGUAUUCUUUUAAGGCGAGGAAUUGUAUGAAGUUGUUUAAAUUUAAAGGUGACUAUCAAAUUCACACUUUCUGAAACAAUAUCAGAAACUAAGCAAGGUUGUCCUUUGAAAUUUACACUUAUCUGAAUUUUGCGGUGCAAACAGUGUUUGCAGAAGUGCUUAUAUUAGGGGAAAUUGCUCAUGGAAAUGUGCAAAUUUAGGAGAAAUUUGCCCUAAAACAUUGAUAAUCCUGCAAGAGAACUUUUUUUAAAAAAAUCACCAAUUUGCUGCAGAAAAUGGAAAAAUGAAAAACUAAGAACCAAACUGGCAGAUCUUUCCGUGCUUCAUUUUUUUUGUAACGUUAUGCCUUCAAAAAUUGACUCUUGUUCAGUAUGGCAGAAUUUGCUGUGACAUUAGUAGUAGUGGUAGUAGUAGUAUUGGGCGGUGGGGGUGGGAGUGGGUGUCCUACUGAAGAACUGAUGGGUACCAGAAGUAUAUGGAUUUUUGUUUUGUCUGGGGCAGGUACUUUGUCAGUUUCAUCCUGCAGUUCCAGUUCCACAAGGCGCUCUGCCAAGCUGCCAACCACACUGGCAAUCUUCAUACCUGUGACAUCUACCAAUCCAAAGAAGCUGGACAGAAGCUCAGGUGACAGCAGGGAGAGAUGGGGAAACAGCAAGGCGUGGUCUCCUACCUAAACGGCGUUAGAAGCAAGUGGGAAGACGUAGGCUAACAAUUCUCUGCUUGGGGGCAUUUCCUCCUUCCUGGCACCCUGAUGUAACAACAAGGGGUACACCUGUGUUGGAAAAAGCAAGAGGGUUGUGACAUGCAGACCUAAGGACUGUGAUCACACAGGUGUGACCACACUCAGGUUGCAGAAGUGAUCCCCCGGUGUAAUCUUGGCGUAGCUUGAAUGCCACUGGGCACUUACCCAUUAGCGGGGACCAGAUAUUCUAGUACCCUGGGAAAGGUGACCGUACAAGCAUGCAGUGUUGGAGAGAGACCUUAAGAAUGGCAUCACCCACACUCUUCAAUGGAAGGGUACCUCCGACACCUAUCAUGCUUGUGGGGUGGCCACCUAGGCACUUAGGCAAGCAGAUUCCAUGAGUUCCAAGGGCUGAACUCACCCCUACCACUCCCACUGACCAUAUACAGUGGUGCCCCGCAAGACGAAUGCCUCGCAAGACGGAAAAACCGCUAGACGAAAGGGUUUUCCGUUUUGAAGUUGCUUCGCAGGACGAAUUCCCCUAUGGGCUUGCUUCGCAAGACGAAAAUACCUUGCGAGUCUUGAGAUUUUUUUUCGCUUUCCCCCCCCCUUUAUCUAAUCUGCUAAGCCUUUAAUAGCCUUUAAUAGCCUUUUAGCAGCUAAUCCCCUAAGCCUUUAAGCCUUUAAUAGCCGCUAAACAGCUGAUAGCGCUAAUAGCGCUAAUCCGUCAAUGGGCUUGCUUCGCAAGACGAAAAAACCGCUAGACGAAGACUCUUGCGGAACGGAUUAAUUUCGUCUUGCGAGGCACCACUGUAAUGCAAAGCACCUUGCAAGCAAAGAGCAGCAGGAAUUGAAGUGCUUGCAGAGCAAGGAGUCACAAAAGUCUGCAGGAUAUAAAAGUUCAACUAUUCAUGGCUGGUCACCAGGUGGGGAGGGGCUGGGCAAAGCAGACCCUGGCCAGCUUACCUGGCAGUGGUGAUGCUCCAAGCACCACUGGGUGGCUAGGACCUGCCAUUUUAUUUCCCCAAAAUGUCCCAGAUUCAUGCUUCUUCUGGGAGCGUAGUGGAAAAUUUAAAUGCUAACGGGACCCAGCCAUCCAGGGCACCAGGCAAAACAAACACAAAACCUCACACUUUUAAAAUAAAAUAAAAAGAGGAGGUGUUGGGGCACUGGCAGCUAGCUGCCCACAGGAGCUGGCAAUGGCUUCAAUUCCCACUGCUUAGUUGCUGGCUGCUUCAGAAGAUGUGGCAAGAAAAUAAACCCAAAUGGCAAGGUCUCCUCAAAUCCCUUGUGUGGUGUGGGAAUCCACAGCAGGUAGAGACUGGAGUCGCCUGGUCUUGUGGGUCUUCCACAGUGGCUAUCAACACGAGUAGCUGCAUCUGCAUCACUACCCAUUCCUCUCUUUGUUUUCUUCGCUGCAGUGAGGCACUAAGGGUUGGCUCUUCCCAGCCGUGGCAGAAUAUUCUCCAGCAACUCACUGGCACAAAUAAGAUGGAUGCAUCAGCACUGCUGGAGUAUUUCAGUCCCGUUACUCAGUGGCUAGAAGAACAGAAUAAGCGAACCAAUGAAACACUGGGCUGGCCGGACUUUGAGUGGCGUCCCCCCGUCCCAGAGGGCUACCCAGAAGGGCUUGGUAAAGUUUCCAAGGCACAAAGUCAUGGGGGGGGGGAGGCCUACAGGAGGGUGGUUUCACUAUGACCCUGGUGCUUGGGCAUAACGGUAGCAGGUGUCCAAAGAAAAAGGGAGGAUACCAGAUGACCACCUCACUGCUUGGCUUUGCCAUUGGACCAGGGCAUUUAUAAUCCACAAGGGGGCACUCGGCUUGUUUUAUAUUUUGCAGUGGAACAUAGGAAUAGAAGUGGCGGCCUCUUACAUAAACAGGGGGACAACACAGGACAUCCGACUGGGAAGAAAUGGCUGAUGCAGCUGGAAUAUGGAGUGGUUUUUGUCUUGUUUGUCUAUGGGAGGAGGAGGACUGUGAGAGCCCUGGGGAACAACUGACUUCACUGCAGGAUGGCUUUUAGGGAGAUAGCAGGCUGUGCUUUCCUUCUAGCAUUGAUAAACCACAAGUAUUGAACCUUAAAGCACCUGCUGUUUUGCCUCUGGGCUGGCACUUGGUAGGGCAGGAGCCAGGCAGCAGCCCUUUUGAGGGUGAGAUUUGGCUAGCGAGCUGCUGACUUGACUUUUGCUGUGAAGGGGUAUCAACCCCCUUUGUAAAGACCAGGUGAUACUAAUAAGGGGGAGUGCAGCCCUUAUCAAAGCAGUGGGGGGGGCAGCUGUUAUGUCUCUCUGCUGAUGAACAGUGCAACCCUUGUCAGCAUCGUGAGACUGGCUCUCCAACAUGGAGUUCCAUGCUCCUGAUGUAACAGAUGAAUUGGAAGGUGGGAUGAGUUGCCACCUGGUGAAUUGGCCGAGCAGCGGAUUCUAGAAUGUGGGCAUCUCCAUCUGUGUGCUCAUUUUAACUUCCCAAUGAGCAAAGGCAGAUGCUCAGCUAGUACUUACCUACCACUCACCUGCUGGCUUCUCCUAACAUUUCUCUUUAAGGGGACGGGGACGCCAGGGAAUGAAAAUGCCACAGGUGGGUCUUCAGAGUUACCAGGUCUCAGCCCUGGAGUGUGUUUUAAGUGAUAGGGUUUUGUCCAAGAAGUGUGAACUAUAAUAUUAAGAAGGAUAGGUUCCCUGAGCAUGUUCAGAAUGCCUUGUCUUCAUCCAUGAGUAACCACAGCCAAUAAUUGCACAUCAUAGGUAGGGAAGGGAGUUCUGAUUCCAUCAGAGAAUGUAAAAUUUCUGCAGGAACCUGGGACUUGUCUCUUUAGAAAUUAGGUACUGGGAGUUAACAUGCUAGACUAAAAGGAAGAAAGACAGGGAGGUGAGUUAAUUUCCCUACUUUUUCCAGCUUUUUGUUUCUCCCUUCCCACCCUUUAACCUUUUCCAGAUAAAAUAACUGAUGAAAACGAGGCUAAAACAUUCCUGGCAGACUACAACAGCACAGCUGAAGUGGUAUGGAAUUCUUACACAGAGGCUUCUUGGACAUACAACACCAACAUCACGGAGCCCAACAGACAGAUGAUGGUAGGAAAACCAGCACAGUGCGGUAGGGUCAAUGGUGGUGGUGGGGAACUCAGUUCAAUUCACAUUUAAAGGGGAACCUACCCAAUGUCCUGUAUACCUGAAGGAGCGUCUCCACCCCCAUCGUUCAGCCCAGACACUGAGAUCCAGCGCUGAGGGCCUUCUGGCGGUUCCCUCAUUGCGAGAAGUGAGAUUACAGGGAACCAGACAGAGGGCCUUCUCGGUAGUGGCACCCGCCCUCCCUUCAGAUGUGAAGGAAAUAAGCAGCCAUCUUCUCUUUAAAAGACAUCUGAAGGCAACCCUGUUUAGGGAAGUUUUUAAUAUUUAAUGCUGUAUUGUUUUUAACACUUGAUUGGAAGCCGCCCAGAGUGGCUGGGGAAACUCAGCUAGAUGGGCGGGGUUAUUAUUAAUAAUAAUUAUUAAAUCACGCUUUCUGAAAUAAUAUGUGAACCGGAACACAGCCACCUUUCGAAAUGCAGCCAUCUCCGAAUUUUGCAACAGAGUUCUGCAGCUGAGUAAUAUGCAUUAUAUGCAUAUGAAGAUGCAUAUAAAUUAGUGAAGUGGCUUUGAAAAACAUGUCUGUGUUAGGGAAAAUGGCAUACAAUUUAUCCUGUGUAUAACAGGAUAAAUGUGAACAAAAAUGCUGAUGAGUUUUCAUGAGGACUUCUCUUCUAAUAAAAAAUAAAGCAUCAGAAACGGAUGUGCAAACAUAGAUAAAUAAACAGAAACUGACAGAUCUGUGAAACCCUAGAUUGUGGAGUUAGUGUUGUUGUUUGCCCUGAGCCCAAGGGAAUGCUGCCCUGAGUUCCUUCACGAGGAAGGGUGGGAAAUAAAUUUUAUCAUCAUCAAUAAUUCAGAAUGCGGCAGCUAGACUGGUGACUGCGGGCAGCCGCUGAGACCGUAUAACACCGGUCCUGAAAGACCUACAUUGGCUCCCAGUACGUUUCCGAGCACAAUUCAAAGUGUUGGUGUUGACCUUUAAAGCCCUAAACAGCCUUGGCCCAGUAUACCUGAAGGAGCAUCUUCACCCCCAUUGUUCUGCCCGGACACUGAGGUUCAGCGCCGAGGGCCUUCUGGCGGUUCCCUCACUGCGAGAAGCAAAGCUACAGGGAAUUAGGCAGAGGGCCUUUUUGGUAGUGGCACCCACCUUGUGGAACGCCCUCUCAUCAGAUGUCAAAGAGAUAAACAAAUACAGUCAUACCUCGGGUUGAAGUAGCUUCAAGUUAAGUAUUUUUGGGUUGUGCUCCACGGCGACCCGGAAGUAAUGGAGUGCGUUACUUCUGGGUUUCGCCGCUUGCGCAUGCGCAGACGCUUAAAAUGACGUCGUGCACAUGCGCGGAGACAAACGCACGUGCAGACACGCAGUCGCAUCUUCCAUUUACUUCAGGAUGUGAAUGGGGCUCCGGAACGGAUCCUGUUCGUAUCCAGAGGUACCACUGUACCUGACCUUUAGAAGACAUCUGAAGGCAGCCCUGUUCAGGGAAGUUUUUAAUCUUUGUUGGAAGCUGCCCAGAGUGGCUGGGAAGCCCAGCCAGAUGGGCGGGGUACAAAUAAUAAAUUGUUGUUGUUGUUGUUAUUUAUUGGCGACUAGACAGUUGUGGGAGUGCUGGAGUUAGAGAAUGAGCUCGUCCUUUCCCCCUCUGUGAUACAAGUGUGCUGGCUAAUGCCCCUCACUCUCUCUUCCAUACGUGCCUUGCAGUUGCAAAAGAACAUGGAAAUGUCAAACCACACCCUGCAGUACGGCCUUCGGGCUCGGAUGUUUGAUCCUACUGAUUUUCAAGACCCCACUAUAAAACGUAUCCUGAAGAAACUGAGUGACAUAGAGCGGGCAGCCCUACCUGACGCACAGCUGAGGGAGGUGAGAGCGAACCAUAGAGUCGUAGAAUUGCAGAGUUGAAAGGGUCCCCAAGGAUAAUCUGGUCAACCCCCUGCAAUGUAGGAAUCUCAGCUAAAGCAUCCUCGACAGAUGACCGCUCAACUCUGCUUUAAAACCUUCAUUCCAUCCUUGUUCUUGAUGUAGAUCUUCACUCACCCCUUCUUCCCUGGUGGGGAGAUAGGGGUGCCAUCUUGUGGUUCACACCAGGUGCCAAAAUGUAUUGGGCCCAGGACAUAGCAAAUCAGUUAUGGAACUUCCUAUCCAUGGAGACCUACAGAAUUGCCCUGUUCUUCGCUUUCAUGGAAGCUGGUGGGGGUUUUCAUCUGGUAGAGGUUUAAGGUGGAAGGAGUGAUGUUAUUAUCCUGACUUGGGUGCUGUUCGUGUGUUUUCUUAAUGAUGAUGUCUGUAUGGGAUGUUUUAUGGGUGUUUUUUAAAUUGCAGGUUGUUUGGGGACUUGUUGAAAACAGAACUUAAAAACCUGGAAUGAAUAAAUAAUGUGUAGUUAAGUCCCCAAGGGACAGUUCUGUAAUGAGGCCCCAGAUCCUUGGAAUUGAGUGUGUUGAAAAUUAAGCUGGAGACAUAAAUAAAGAGCAUUCUAAGAGGCAGGCAAGCACAGGGCACCAGAAUAUGAACACACUUGUGUUUCAUUGCUUGCACAAAUUCAGCAUAGCAGGGCUCAUCCAGCAUGUUGACAGAAGUAUUUGUCUGGGGAAUGAAAGCAGGAAGCAGAUGCACGAUCAAGCCAUAACAAUAAAAUAUUUCUGUUCAAUUCAAAUGCAUAUAAUAAUACAGUUUCCGCCAAUAGUCCUUGGAUCUUGUUGCCAGGCAAAUGAUGGCGAGGAGAGGAGCCCAUAUUUUACCUCCUAAGCAAAUGAAUCCUUUUUCUUUCUUUCAGUAUAAUCAGCUCCUCUCAGACAUGGAGACAAUUUACAGCGUAGCCAAAGCCUGCACUGGAAACACAAGUUGCAAGUCCCUGGAUCCUGGUAAGCCAUUUGUACAUCUCCUGGCUGAUAGGAAUCAUCUCCCAACACAUUUCCCAGCGCCCAUAAAACAUACCAGACAAGAAAACUUUGUCAGCCUGAGAAGUAGAGCUGGGCAAAUGCUAUCAGGACUUAGUUUUUGUGGAAAAAUAAGAAGACGGUGCUUUUGAGUAUGCGCUGAGUGGCUUUCCCACACCAUCGUGUAAUCAACAACCAACCUCCACAUAUCUGGGGGGAAGUAUGUUGCAACUUCUGAGUAGUUUUGAUAGCCCCAUAAUGUUUUGACGUAGAAGUCAAUCCCUACUAAGAAGUCAUAAGGAUGUAAGAGGAGCCGUGCUGGAGCAGACUAAGGGUCCGUCUAGCCUAGCAUCCUGUUCCCACGGUGGCCAACUAGGUACCUAUGAGAAACCCACAAGGAAGACAUGACCACAACAGAUAACAACAGUUAUCACUUCUUGAUAACUAGUAUGAAAUAUACUCGGAGUCGAGUGUGAAUUUCAUGCUCUUUAUUCAGCUCAUAGUAGCAAUGAAUGAAACUUUCUCCAAAAUGUCUAGCUAUAUAUACAUAUAUACACAAUGGGCCCUGCAUGAUUGGCUAAUUCCGGGCUGCUCCUGUAGGCCAAUCAGGUUGUGGAUUCACCUCCUCCGGAAGCCUGAUUGGCUGCUCCUGCAGGCCAGUCAGGUUGCUGGUUCACUUCAUCCAGGAGCCUGAUUGGCUGCUCCUGCAGGCUAAUCAGGUCACUGGUUCAUUUCCACCUGGAGCUGGAUUGGGUGGCUCCUGCGGACCAAUCAGACUGCUGCAUUCUGGAUCCUAUUGUUCUAGGAUUCAGCUCAGUACAUAGCAUAGUAUUCCAAGGCACAUUGCCUCUGAUACAUCAUUGGAGCAGACUCUCUUGAAAGUUGGUGGACUCCCCUUCAUUGGAUGUUUUUCAGCAGAGGUUGGAUGGCCACCUGUCAUUGAUGCUUUAGUUGAGAUUCCUGCAUUGCAGAGGGGUUGGACGAGAUGACCCUCAGGGUCCCUUUCGACAGUACAGUUCUAUGAUAGACAUCGUGACAAGUAGCCAUUGGUAGUUUUAUCCUCCAUGGUUUUGUCUAAUCCCCUUUUAAAGCUAACCAGGUUGGUGGUCAUCACCACAUUUUUGUGGAAGCAAAUUCCAUUGUUUUAUUAUAUACUGUGUGGUCUGUCUUGAAUAUCUCAACCAUGAGCUUCAUUCAAGUCCUGUGGAUUUUAGCAAAGGAUGAGAAGUAGUGGGGCGAAACAGCCUUGUUCCUGCCAUUAAACUAUACGAGGCACAUUGAAGUUCAUGAGAGCAGCCUGGGUGCGAUUUGUUGAACAGAGAUAAAAGAGAGGGGGACGUGGCUUGAUGAAGAGUAGAACCAGGGCUUUUUUUCCAGCUGGAACUCACCAGAAUUCAGUUCCGGCACCUGUCAGGUGGGCACCGUUGCCAUCAUAAGGGAACAAGUGAGGCGUUCAUUCAUGGUGAACUCCAACACCUCUUUUUCUAGAAAACAGCACUGAGUAGAACAGGCUAUGAAACACAUUAUGUAGGAAGGAAAAUCUCUGUGGCGCGGGUGGGCUUUGAGAAAGGAUAUGAAGGGAGGUAGAGGGAUGUGACUCUACAGUUAAAGAAGUGUACCGUGUUUGUUUGGAGAGAACAUAAUGGAAGCUCAAUAGGUGAGCCUGCACACGGUGUUGGAUUUAGGGCAGUGCCAGCCAAGGGGGCGCAAAACUGAGAAGAUCCAUAACUGAGAAAAUCCAUCAGGGCCGCUGAAUUUUGGCCUUGCUCAGAGCGCCAUAUUACCAGAGUAUUACCAAAGUCCACCCCUGCUGCACAGUGCAGAGGGAGCAAAGGCAGGCCAAAGGGGAGAGAUUAUACACAUUACAGCACGUAUGGUGCAUAGUCUCAUACCUAAUUCUUGCUUGUCUUGGCUCUUUGUUUAGAACUCACAGACAUCAUGGCUCACUCAAGAGAUUACAACGAGCUCCUCAAUGCCUGGAAAGGCUGGCGGGAUGUAUCAGGGAAGAAAAUCCGAACCAUGUACCAGAAAUAUGUAGAGCUGAGCAAUACGGCUGCCAUAUUGAACGGUAAGCAUGUUUUGCAAUGCUGACUGCUCCAACAAAGGGAACAGUGGGUUGUAAGGGCAGAGGAUGACUCUUACGAAUGCGGAACCCAAACUGUUUGAGGUGAGCCUCAAAAGUCAAUGCAGACUUGGGAAGCAUUGUAGUCUUUUCUUUGUAAGUUGCUCUGAGUUGCCUGUGGCAAAAAAAAAAAAGCGAGUAAUAAGAAUAAUAGCAGAAAGUGUCCCUCAGUGGAAAGCCUACCUUGCCAUCAGUAACUGAAGCUUUCCAGCAAAGUCCACUGGUCUAACCACCAGAACAAAGGCAUGCACCGUUUUUCUUCUUUGUUGUUGUUGUUUUUUAAACUACAGAGCCACGCGAGAGCAAGGCAGAUAGAUGCAGAUGUCCGCAAAGUUCACUUACUCUGUUCCCAUGGCAGAAUGUCAGACUUGGGAAGGGGGAGCUGGAGCCUUUUAAUACUUUAAAUGAGGAACUUAGAAAAGAUAUUCCUUGCUAUGGGCUUGCAACAUUUCGGUUUGGGGCACCUGGCCAACCCUACCAUCAAGCAGCAUGAAACAGCUGCCUUAGACAAGCAGAUUUUUUGGUUUCAUGGUGAAAGAGUAGCAAGCUAUUCAUGAUUUCAUUUAUUAUGGUUGUAUUUUCACUGCCAGGCAGGGGAGAAGGGCUUUGAAGAUGUUCUGCCUCAGAUGCCCAAAUAACUAGGUCUGCCUUGGCUUUUUGGGAGGGUGUCACCUGGUGCUCCACCGCAGGCAGUAACACCAGCCCUGGGGACACAACUGGAGAAGAUGAAGAAGGGCUUCUAUAUUCUCAUGUUCAUGUGCAGGUCAUUCUGACAAUGGUGCUUUCUGGAGAUCCCUGUAUGAAACACCGGAUUUGGAAGAUGUUCUGGAGAAAAUCUGGGAAGAGCUUCAACCAUUGUACCUCAAUCUUCAUGCUUAUGUGCGCCGGGCUCUCUACAAGAAAUAUGGUGAAGGUCACAUCAACCUCAGGGGCCCUAUCCCAGCUCAUUUGCUAGGUAAGCCUUUCCACACCAAACUCCUGAGCCAGAAGACAAUAUUGGGCAACUCCCCAUUGUCUAUGUGAUUCUGAAGGCCUACUCCAUGGUUGCUUUUCCUUGUAUUAGGCCUUGCCUAGUGUCUAGGUUUUUAGGAUUAAGGAUUUUGGAGGAGGUCUGCAGCAUAUUUUGCCAAAUGCACAUUUGUUGAGCAUAGCAUAUAGUGGCUCUUAGAUAUGUUCCUUACACAUGGAGAAAAGUUAUCAAGAGAGGCAAAAUAUAAUCAAUGAUGCUAUUAAUUGACCCAACCUAAAAGUCAGCUUAUCUGACUAUUAUAAGGUUGCCUUAAAAUGCUUACAGUGUUAAAAUGCUUGUUGUUGUUGUUGUUGUUGUUGUUGUUUAAUAUUUAUACCCCACACAUCUGGAUGGGGAAAAGGCUGAGUUGCAAAUAAAUUCAGGGGAAUUAGGAGGAAAGAGGAAGAAAUAGUGACAUUUUCCAAAAGUCAGACACUGUAGGCUAGGUGUUGGGAUGAGCAAUUUGGAACUAGGUGUAUAGGACAUAAAGUGGCAAUGAAGGAUUACUGAAAUUGUUAAGAGCUGCUAUCUAUAGCAUCACAGAAGUUCAGAAAGAAUUGAGAAACUGUCAGGUAUCAAAACUGCAAAGGCUAUCAAGAAAUUGGGUUCAGGAUGGGACAUGACUAAAAGCUGUGGCCUUAGACAAGACAUGGAGACAGGAUAUGGAAAAAAUACUUUGAGUUACCAAAAUUGGGGUCUUUAACAGACAUGCUAAGACAUAAAAAGGGAGAAGCUGACUAGUUUGGGACCCUUAGCAAGACUCCAGGAGGCAUGGGCAAAGGUGAGAUCAUAAAAGGAAGCUUUAUAUGACAUCAAAAAUAAGAAUUGUCCAAUCAUAAUGCCUAAAAUUCAGAUGUCAUAAAGACUUAUGUCGUUUUUGAAACUAUAAGAGAUAUGCCUCAACCUCAUGAAGGGUCUUCUCUUCUUUUCUGACUGAGAGGUCCCACUUUCAGAAGUGACAAAUGUCUAUUCUGCUUUAAUAUUGUGAACGUUUAAGCUCUGGCAGUGUGUGGGAAGGUUCAUUUUUCUUGCUAAAUAAUAAACUAAACAAUAUAAUAAACUAAAUCAUUUCUUGCUAAAUAAUAAAUGCCUUUACAGUGGUACCUCGGGUUAAGUACUUAAUUUGUUCUGGAGGUCCGUUCUUAACCUGAAACUGUUCUUAACCUGAAGCACCACUUUAGCUAAUGGGGCCUCCUGCUGCUGCCGUGCCACCGAAGCACAAUUUCUGUUCUCAUCCUGAAGCAAAGUUCUUAACCCGAGGUAGUAUUUCUGGGUUAGCGGAGUCUGUAACCUGAAGCAUAUGUAACCCGAGGUACCACUGUAUAUACAUUUGUCUGUGUUCCGUAUUUACCCUGGUCCAGUUGAUGUCCCUGCUAUUCCACUCACCUCCAGGUUGCAGGAGUUGCUGGAUGUGCUUUUUUAAGCGCUGUAGCCUCUUUGCAGUUCUUGAAUAAUCAGUAAAUAAAACAGACAGAUUCUUUCAGUAGAAGCAGACAGAACUAACACUUCAAUGCUAUUCACUGGCCUCUAAUUCUCUGUAGAUGUCACCACCGAGACAGCCAAUGAUGCAUUUAGUAGCUCUUUAGGAAGCAUAAAACGGCGCCUUGAAGGCUGCUGCAUAAUGACUCUUGAAGAAGAUAUGCAGAAAUGUAGUUAGAGCUGUUCUACACAGCUAGACAAAAUAUGACCUGGUUUCACUACUUUUCCUUUACUUCUGUAAGCUCUAAUUAAGUAAUCAUAGUAUUAUCUCCAAUCCGCAUUGUGGAUGGAGGGGAAAGUCUUGUUUAGCGUGGACAGAGUGAUGACCCACUGUCCCCAUUUGCCCUCUCCCCCCCCCAAAAAAAAACCCUGAUGGUUUGUGUGCUCGAGAACAGGAAUGGGGAACAAGCAACUUCUAAGGGUUUUGGUAUUUUUAUUUUAUUUUAAAAAAUGAACGAAACAAUUGCUGGGGGGAAAGAGUGAGUUGUCUUGCUCCUGCUAACACUUUCAUGAAUAUUCAAGAGAUGUCUGCAACAUUUCCAGAAGUGCUUUCUAUAUGGCAAUGGCAAUAAUUACUGGAUGCACUUUCUGGGAUGUCACCUUAUCACAUUUCUCCCAGGUGCAAAACAUAGCACUUUGAGCAGUUCACAGAAUGUGAUAUUCCUCUAACUGAAGCCCAACUUUGAGAGAAGACAUGGGAAGCAAAAAAUGCACUUCUUGAUCAAGUGGAAAGACCAUUAUUAUACACAUUGUACCUCUAAUAUAGUGGGAGCCAGUGAGGUGUAGUGGUUAAGAGCGAUAGACUCGUGAUCUGGUGAACUGGGUUUGCAUCCCCGCUCCUCCACAUGCAGCUGCUGGCUGACCUUGGGCUAGUCACACUUCUCUGAAGUCUCUCAGCCCCACUCACCUCACAGAGUGUUUGUUGUGGGGGAGGAAGGGAAAGGAAAAUGUUGGCCGCUUUGAGACUCCUUUGGGUAGUGAUAAAGCGGGAUAUCAAAUCCAAACUCUUCUUCUUUAGAAAUGGGAAGGAAGCUAUUGGAGAACAAAGUUAUUGAUUGUCUAGUGGGGGCUCCAUCCAUAUGAAUUCACCUUGAAGCACCCAGCCCUUCUUCCCUCAGAAAGUGGAUGUUGGAUCUAGUUGUUGUCUUACCCUUGGGUGGGGGGCUCCUUUGCCCCCUACCUAUGCAUUAACUCUAUUUUCUGUUUCCUAGGAAACAUGUGGGCACAGUCGUGGUCAAACAUCUUUGAACUGGUCAUGCCCUACCCCAACGCGAUCAAAGUGGAUGCAACACCGGCCAUGAAAAGCCAGGUUGGUGUAGCUAGGUUUUAUUCAAUUAUUAUUUGAAACAGUUUCUCUUGGGGACUAGCCUGAACCUUCAUCCUGUUUAGAAGCUCCCCAGGGCAAAAAUAUAAGGGAAUUAUUUAGCAGCCUUUUAAGGUGGGGCUCAAGGUUGUUGAGUUGUUGAAGUAGCAUCCAGUUCCCCUUAACUGUACUGAAACUUUUAGCUCUCAAGGAAGGUGCUUCGGAGAGCAUGUAGAAUGCCUUUUCUUGGUAUCUACCCAGCCUAGUAUCCACAGUUCCAGGCCAGGAAAGGAGAUUCCAGGUGGGCCAGAAACGAACCACUAGUUUUCUGCCCUUACUUCCUGCUUCUCUCCGUACAAUCGUACCUUGGUUUUCGAACAACUUAGUUCUCAAACGUUUUGGCUCCCAAACACCGCAAACUCAGAAGUGGCUGUUCCAGUUUGCGAAUGCUCUUUUGGAAGCUGAACGUCCAAUAGGGCUUCUGCGGCUUCCGAUUGGCUGCAGGAGCUUCCUGCAGCCAAUCAGAAGCUGCACUUUGGUUUCCGAGUGUUUUGGAAGUUGAACGGACUUCCAGAACGGAUUCCCUUCGACUUCCAGGGUAUGACUAUAUUUUGUUGUGUAUCUGACAUAUAACAUUGUGAAGUCUUGGUGCAUGCAACAUCCCAGCCAGACCUGUAGGAAUCCCAAAUCUGCUCAGCUGCAGCUAUCAAGAGGAAGGUCUUUUAGACUUUGCAAAAUCUUUAUGGAAAUGAGAUUCUACAGAGGUAGGGCAGGCCCCAAGGAUGACUUCCUUUGUGCUUUUGUACUUUAUUUGACACAUGGGUGUUUUUAGAUUAUGGGAAUGUUUAGGGAAAGGACAGAGAACCAUUUCCAGCUCAAUAGCUGCAUCCCCUUCUGUGCAACCUUCAGGGGACCAAAUGUCAUUGGUGAGCAGGCCCAGAGGCAAAAGUGGGUGGAGAAAUUUGUACAACAGGCUUGUUUACACACACACACACACACACACACACACACACACACACACCCUUCUCUGUCCUUCAUUCAGGCAAGCAAGAGGCAUUAUCAGAGUUUACUUCCAGCCAGUGGGGAGAAACACCCAAGGAUGCUACAAAGCAGGGGCAUGUUAGGAAUGCGGCUGAGGAAAGGGUGUGGCCUAGCAAGAAUAUUGAGGGCCUGAUGGAGAAGUGUGGAGGGCUAUAUUCCGCCCUUGAUUUAGGGUUCGGCUCUACACCCCAUCAGUCUGAUACCCCAUCUGUCAACAUAUCACAUUCCCGAUUUUCCAUGCCAAAUACAGUGGUACCUCAGGUUAAGUACUUAAUUUGUUCCAGAGGUCUGUUCUUAACCUGAAACUGUUCUUAACCUGAAGCACCACUUUAGCUAAUGGGGCCUCCUGCUGCUGCCGUGCCGCUGGAGCACAAUUUCUGUUCUCAUCCUGAAGCAAAGUUCUUAACCCGAGAUACUAUUUCUGGGUUAGCGGAGUCUGUAACCUGAAGCGUAUGUAACCUGAAGCGUAUGUAACCCGAGGUGCCACUGUAUUUUGCAGAUCUUUUUCCUGUUUUCAGCUAGCAUGUAACAUUACGCUGGAGCAGAAGCAGGAAGAAUCUAGCCAGGAGAGGCGAGCCUUUCACAAUUACCUUGCAGGUUCCAUGCGACUGUUAAUUUCAGGAUCAUGCGUUCAAGUCCCACAUUCAGCAAAAGAUCCCUGCAUUGCAAGGGGUUGGAUUGGAUGACCCUCACGGUCCCUUCCAACUCUCUGAUUCUAUGUGUUCUUUGUCCAUCUCUCUGCUGGUUUUUCAGCUUGCCUCUUCUACACUCGCUCUCCUUUCUGCAGGGCUGGACGCCAAAGAAGAUGUUUGAACAAUCUGACAGCUUUUUCCAAUCCCUGGGUCUCAUCCCUAUGCCACCUGAGUUUUGGGAAAAGUCCAUGCUGGAGAAGCCAACAGAUGGGAGGGACGUGGUGUGCCAUGCCUCAGCCUGGGACUUCUUCAACCGCAAGGACUUCAGGUGCUUCUGUGAUGAUUGGGUGGAGAAGGGCUAUAGGCAGUAGAGUCUUCUUUGUCCCUCCACUGUUCACCACCAUCUUGACCCUUGGGUAGAUCCAUAAAGGGGAAGCUUUCCUCUUACCCUCCUGUGCUUUGGCUGCCAGUGUGGUGUAGGGGUUAAGAGCGGUGGACUCAUAAUCUGGUGAACUGGGUUUGCAUCCCCGCUCUUCCACAUGCAGCUGUUGGGUGACCUUGGGCUAGUCACACUUCUCUGAAGUCUAUCAGCCCCCCACUCAGCUCACAGAGUGUUUGUUGUGGGGGAGGAAGGGAAAGGAGAUUGUUAGCUGCUUUGAGACUCCUUUGGGUAGUGAUAAAGCGGGAUAUCAAAUCCAAACUCUUCUUCUUCUUCUUCUGGCAGAGGGAGAGAGUUUACCCCCAGUGCCAUGUAACAAUCUCCUUUCCCCCCUGAAGAGAUUCUGCCUUCUCUUUUCCUGAAGUUGGUUGUUCGCUUCUCAAGGUCACCACAUGGAUGGACCGUGGAACUUGCUAUGCACCACUCUGCAUAGGCCUCCCCCCAAAAUCAGGGUGUACAUGUACAGGUUUUUCAGCUUUGGGUCAGGUGAGAGAGAGAGAGGGGGGCAGACGUCUUCAUUGCAAUUUGUGGCUCAGUUCACUUGCAUAAAUCAUCCGGCUGCAUAAAUCAUCUGGAGCCAUUGCUCUAUUUAAAAAAAUCUUUCAGCAAUCUGCCUGCUCUCAUGCCUGACUCUUGGUUGGCUGGUGAGUGAACUAAAUUGGCUGUUCCUCUUUUCCAGCUCUAAUUUCCCCUUCCAUUUCACUUUCCCUUCUAUUAUGGACGUGACACCUUUCCCCCAUCUUUCUCUUGCUUCAGGAUUAAGCAAUGCACCUCUGUGAAUAUGGAUGACCUAAUAACAGUUCAUCACGAGAUGGGCCAUGUUCAGUACUUCCUGCAGUACAAGGACCAACCCAUCUCGUUACGUGAUGGGGCCAACCCAGGAUUUCAUGAAGCCAUCGGAGAUGUUAUGGCCUUGUCGGUAUCUACCCCAAAGCACCUGUACAGCAUCAAGCUGCUAAGUCAGGUGGAAGACAACCCAGGUAAGCAGGAACGGACCACAUGGGGACACUUAGUUGCAAAGUGCUCUCAGCAGCAAUUCUUUAGAAUUUUUGAGCAAUGUAAAACACCAGUGUUCAUGAUAUCUUAUAAUUUGCCAAAGCGGUGGUUGAAAUGGGCAUAUGCUUCCCAGAACCAAGUCUCAACACACUUUGCCCCGGAUCCCACAGACUCAAAAGCAGAUCUUAACCAUUGUUGUGUUGCCUUUCAACCCAGAUUGGCUUUUCAAAUUGGCUCGGAAUAAACUGAAUUAUAGAGGGACGCGGGUGGCGCUGUGGGUUAAACCACAGAGCCUAGGGCUUGCUGAUCAGAAGGUCGGUGGUUCAAAUCCCCGCGACGGGGUGAGCUCCCGUUGCUCAGUCCCUGCUCCUGCCAACCUAGCAGUUCGAAAGCACGUCAAAGUGCAAGUAGAUAAAUAGGUACCGCUCCGGCGGGAAGGUAAACAGCGUUUCCGUGCGCUGCUCUGGUUCGCCAGAAGCGGCUUAGUCAUGCUGGCCACAUGACCUGGAAGCUGUACACUGGCUCCCUCAGCCAAUAAAGCGAGAUGAGCGCUCCAACCCCAGAGUCAGCCACGACUGGACCUAAUGGUCAGGGGUCCCUUUACCUUUACCUUAAACUGAAUUAGACAUCAUAAAUGUUGACUGACUAGCCCUUGUUUAAGCAUGUGGUGUAGGCAUAAGAUUGGUUGUGGGAGCUUGUGGGAUUUAGGAAUUUGGUAAAUAAGGUGUUGGGAGGUAAAGGGUGUGGAUACAUGGAAUGUAGUAAGACCACCAGGAGAGAUGGGACAGAAGGUUAAGAACUGAGGUCUAAGACUCUUCUUGUUUCUUUCUCCUGGCCAGAGAGUAACAUCAACUACCUGAUGAGCAUUGCACUAGAUAAGAUAGCCUUCCUACCCUUUGGCUACUUGAUGGACCAGUGGAGAUGGAAAGUGUUUGAUGGGCGCAUUCCAUAUGAGGAGUACAAUCAACAAUGGUGGAACCUUAGGUGGGUAUUGGGUAGCUGCCUGGAGAAGGAAACUAUCUGACAAUUUGGUUGCGCUUCAUCAUGGCUGAGUUCUGCCCAUAUGUUUAUGCUGGGAGCAAGCUUGACUCAGAACUGAGUGGAGGGUGAAGAGCAAACAUGGCCUGGUUUCUGAAAAUGUGGGUAGAACAUUGCUGACUUUUCCCAGGUGGUGUUCAAGGUCAAAAUGGAGCCUACCUUACUGUGGGUUGCCCAGGGUGCUACUUUGGAAGGUAUUCCCCUUCCAGACAUGCUCAUGGUGUGUAUAUUUUGGCCAUAGAAAAUCUAGGGUAGGAAUGGAGAAUCUGUGGGCGUUCAGAUGUUGGAUUCCAUUUCCCUUCUGCUCCAGCCAAUGUUGGAGGAGAUGGAAGUUGUAAUCCAGUCACCCCAGAGGUGUCACAUGCCUGCUCUAUGGGAUGAAGAAAGUAUUGAAAGUAGGGCUCUUUCUGGGCCAAAUAAAAGCAUACCAGUAAUUGUGGAAAUAGGUUGUUGACGAUUCCCAGGGGGAUCUGAAGAAAAGCAAGCCCCUCCAGCUACACAACGGCCCUGUCCUGCUCCAAAGCAAGACAUCUGCUCCUCUGGAGCAAGGGUAGAGGAACCUUUUUUACCUUGUGGGUCACAGGCCAGGGGUGAGCAGGGCCAGAGGUAAAUGUGGGUGGAGCAAUGAAUUUGACUUUUACCUUUGUACAGUAGACUACUUUAUGGGCACGCAAAAGCCAGAGGUUCCUACACAGACACAAACAGGCAAGCAAUUAAGCACGAUUCAAGGGAAUAUUCCAGCAAUGCAAAAGCACUCAAGAGAGGUGUGGCCCAGAAAGAGCCCAAGAAGCUAUAGAGAAGGGCCUGGAGGGGUUGUGUUUGGUCCCUAGACUUCAGGUUCUCCCAUCCUUGUUCUAGGUUGGAUACCCUGUGAGAUCAGCACUCAGUGUUGGUUUUUGGCUGGUGAUUUCUCUCUCUCUCCCUCUCCGCCUUCUAUGCCUACUGCAUAGGUUGAAGUACCAAGGUUUAUGUCCUCCUGUGCCAAGAUCAGAAGAAGAUUUUGACCCAGGGGCAAAAUUCCACAUUCCUGCAAAUGUCCCAUAUGUCAGGUAAGGAGGUGAUUCCCUGCCUGGCCUGAGUUAAUUAGGAAAGGUUAGGCCAGAGUGUCCCGUCUUAAGGGCUGUUUCAUUUGAAUACGGUCCAAGAGAUGAUGAAGAGUACAGAUAAAAUAAAAAUGGAUAAAUAUAAAGAAUUAAGUAGGAAAUUCCUAUUGAAAUGGUAUAGAACCCCGGCGCAACUGGCAUACAUAGUUAAAGGAUUGAGUCCUAAGUGCUGGCACUGCGGUCAAGAGUUAGGGGUAUAUGCACAUAUGUGGUGGGAGUGUAUUUGUGUGAAGGAAUAUUGGCAAAAGAUUAUAAAGGUUAUUUCUGAUGUAUUUCAGGUUAAGAUAGAAGUCAAUAGAGAAAUGCUUAUCUCAGGGAUACUGGGGAAUAGUAAAAUAGAAAGAAAAGAGCAAGAUUGGUAUAAAAUUAUGAUCUUAGCCAGUAUGCUUAUUAUUGUAUCAGGAUGGAAAGAAAAGGAUAAAUGGACAAUGGAAAAAAUGGAAUGACUAUGUUUUUGAAUAUAUACAGUCUGAUAUAUUUGAACAUGUAAUGACGGAAGAUACAUGGAACAACAAAUGUCAAAAGAUUUUGAAUAAAUGGACAAGUUAUAGGAAUUGGAUAGCACAGGGGAAAGCCAGCCCAAGCAUCCAAAUUAGAAUGAAUAAUCUGUGCACAUGGUUAAAGAUUUGAAAAGAGAACAAUUGGGGGGGGAGGGGUUAAAGGGGAGGGUGGAAGGGGAAAAAAGAAGAAAGAGAGUCCUGUCUUCAGCUUUGGCCCUUGAGGAGGAGGUGCCAGGAGCACAGUGUGACCUUGGACCUCCCAUUCACCUGUUCCAUCUCUCUUCCAGAUACUUUGUCAGUUUCAUUAUCCAGUUCCAGUUCCACCAAGCCCUGUGCAAUGCUGCUGGCCACACAGGACCCCUGCACAAAUGUGACAUCUACCAGUCUAAGAAAGCUGGGACAAUCCUAGCGUGAGUAGCAAGCCGCAUCUGCUGGGUGGAGCUACACUGUAAGACUCUACCGUAGAGCUUUCCAAACUGUGUCACGACACGUUAAGAGUGUCAGCUGCUGCAGUGUGGAGGUGUGUCACGCAAAUGCUACCUGCGCGGCUCCCGGGGCUGGAAAGGGGCUAGUUUAACACGUCUGGUUUGCUAGUUAAAAAGUGAAUUACUGUGUCGCGAAAUGAUGUGUGAAAUGUGUGCCGCUGACAUGAAAAGUCUGGAAAGCUCUGCUCUGACUCUUCAGUUAGAAGUUUCAGGUAUCAGUCCCCUUCUCAGUCCUUUGGGUGUUCCUGUUUUGACUCAUAACUCCCCUUUAAAAAAAGAAAGAAAGAAAACCGAUGUGGAAAUAUGGAGAACUGAAAAAUGAGAAACGGAGCGAAACUGAAAUUGACAUAUCCACAGCCCAUCCUGACUUGGGUGUAGUAGGACCUGUUACAACACUAGGUCUUGCAAUCCUACUAAAGCCCCGCAACUUGGCAGCACUGCAAAAUUGAAUUCUGGUGGGGUGCUGUCACGAUGCUGUCAGCGGCUCCCGGCUGGUUGCCCAGGAAAGUAUAAAGACAAGGAAAGGCUUCUUACAGUCCUUUUUAAAUUUCAAACAGUACAGAGAGAGGCUAUAGAACCCAGCCUCUUGGAUAAUGGCAUUGUCCCAAGUGAAUCUCCACCCCCAAUCUCUCCCACUUCCUCAUUUGUCGUCGCCAUCACCUCCUCUACGGGUGCAGCUAAGUGCCCUCUGUCUUUGAGCUCUUUGCUCUCCUACUUUUAAGGCUCGCCGGGUUCUGGGAGAUGGUGGGUCUGAAAUGCUUUCUAAUGACAACGGGUGUUGUUCUGUCUCUCCCAUUAUUUCCCAGCUUUACCCCUCAUCUGCUUCUGAGCUGCGACUUCCCGCAAACCCUUGUUGUAAAUCUAUACUGUCUUCCUCUUUCUCCUCCCCGGAAGGGUCAGGAUGGGGAGGUGGUCUCCAUCAUUCCUCCUCCUUUGCCCCAGUCCCUGACAUCUGCUAAAGGAGCUGAAAUAUACUGGUAGUUGAGUGUGGAUUUCAUGCUCUUUAUUCAGCUCAUAGUAGUGAGGAAUGAAAGUUCCCCCAGAAUAUCUGCUUUAUAUACAUUAUUUACACAAUGGGCCACACGUGAGUGGCUAAUUCCGGGAUUCACCUGUAGGCCAAUCAGGUUGCAGCUCAGUACAUAACAGGAGCCCAGGGCUGUCCUAUCAGAUGCUGGGAACAAAACAAUACGAGGUAACAUUACCCCCUGUUUGUUAGAUUCUCAGAGGGAUUGAUCUCACUGCAGUGGAAUACAGGGAGGCAGUUCUUAGGUUGUUGCAGCAUUUCAUCCACCCACUUCAUGUCCUGUGUGUGAAUGUGCACACCCACCCCACACACCUUUGUGUCGCUGUUUUGCUUUCCGCAGGAACGCCAUGAAGCUGGGCUACAGCAAACCCUGGCCCGACGCCAUGGAACUUAUCACAGGCCAACACAACAUGUCAGCUGCGGCCUUGCUGACCUACUUUCAACCGCUGACAGAGUGGCUCGCUAACGAGAACAAGCGAAAUGGAGAGACUUUGGGCUGGCCAGAAUAUACCUGGAUGCCCUCUGCGGGUACUGAAAGGCUCUGAAAUGAGUCAAAAUCCCUAUAACAUGGAAAUGGUGGUGGGGGAGGGGAGGGGAGCAGGAGGCUUCCUCUCUUAAUUUUAUUAACUCAAGGAACUGGCCCAUGGUGGCCGUUCCUAUACUCAAAGAAUCACUAGACUGGACCACAGGUUUUGAAAUAAUUUAACUGCAUUGCAACUUACCCCCUUCUGGCUGAGGGCAAAGAGCUGUUGAGUCCUUUGCCAUCCAAGCCAUAUUCCAUUUGAGCUGCCUCCUUCCUUUUUCUGUUUUUCUUGGUUCUCACCCAGGCCAGAUGCAAGGGGAUAACAGAGUCAAUUUCCUCGGGAUGUCAUUGAGCAGCAGUGACGCCGCAGCAGGCCAGUGGACCUUGCUCAUCAUCGGGCUCUUCCUCUUCAUUACGACAAUAGUUUUGGUCGCCAAAUGCGUCAUGAGCAGGCGAGGGGGCAAAGACGGCUUCGAAAUGGAGCUGAAAUGAGUUGGGGUGCUUCCAAACUGCUGUGCCUCCGUGUGUGAGUGUGCACGAAAAGACCGUGGGCGGCUGUGUGUGAGAGAGGAGUGUGCUGGUCCUAAUGAGAGUGUGAAUGCGAGUGUGUGUAUGUGUAUUCAUAGUGUGUUCAGUGGACAUGAACAGAAAUGCAGGUGAGCUGUGUGUUUGUGAAAGGUGCAGAGACUGUCUUUGUUUUACCCACAGGUCUGGAGAGAGUGUGAAUGCAUGUUUGUGUGCAUAUAUACACAAUGCAUGCCUGCAUACAAGGGUUCCAUGACUAAUGUGUGUAUGCACAUGUAUGUACAUGGGUUGUGAGUACAUGUACAUGCAUGUAUCUCGUGUGUGUGGCCUAAGGCCUACUUCAGGUGUGGACAAUUUACUCUGCACAUGUACUGACAGAUCUGGUUUGUGUGAGCUGCUGGGAGGGGCAGCCUCCCUGAAGCAGGCAGUUGUGUCAACAGAGGCAUGAGAGGACUCUUCCUUCUAAUUACUUCAUCAAACCUUUUGAUUAUGCAAGAGCCAAAGCAUUAAAAAAAAGAAUCCCCACACAAUUUUUUAUUGUAAAUAUUUGGAUUCUUGAAAGAAGAAAAAGGAAGAAGAGGAAUGAAGAAUCGGGCAAGGUGAUCCAAUUUGCUUAUGGGACUGACUGGACUUCAUAAAUCAACAUGGAAUCAAUGGGUUUCCUCAAGUUUGGAAUAUAUGCAUUUGGGGAGCAGGUGAAUUAUAAAUGGACUGUGGCCAUUCUAGCAGGUUAAAUGUUAUGCAGCAUUAAGCUGCGUUGGGCUUCUCCAAAAGCUGGAAGGACAUUGUGUACGUUUUGCAUCAGGCAGUUAAAAAAAAAAAAUCUGUUUGGUUCCUGGGUGACAAUUAAAAUGAAUCACAGUCUCCACAAA